AUGGCUGUUCUACAGGCGUCCAAACAACAAACGCCAGCAGCUACUAUUUGCUCGUACCUGGAUCCCUGGCCGAAGUUGAGAGAAUGGUGUUUUGAUAGGUGGGACAAUGGCGCCAUGCUGCAAUCAUUGGCUACAUAUUGUGCCACUUCUCCGGCUGAAGAGCCAGGAGCUAGAGGUAGUACCAAUGGCUCUAUCGAAAGCUCCAAGCAUCAAUGCGGCAAUACUGCAAAGCAGAUUGACGUCGCGAUUUGCGGCGUUGGACUCCGCCUUGCUGGUGGUAUUCACAGCAUCGAAGAGUUCUGGCAAGCAUUGGUCGGUGGUCUGGUUGCCGAAGGGUCUGCGUCAAAUGCUCAGAAGAGCGGCCAACUGAACAGAAGCUUGAGCGCGUUUGACGCGCGGUUCUUCACAAUGGCAGCUGAUGGGCGAAUCGACAGUGAUCCGUAUUCUCAGAAGCUGUUUGAGGUCGUCCACGAGUGUCUCGAGGACGCGUGUGAGGUCAACUAUCGCGGCGAAAAGGCUUCCGUGGCUUGCUACGUGGCGAUGCCUGGCCGAAAGGACGUAGAGGCCAGGGAGAAGGGAAAUGCCUCGACGGUUGAGCUUGUGUCCAAGCAGUUUGAAUUCCGCGGACCGAGCCUAACUAUUGAGGAUGCUGAAGACUCUGCCUCGCUGGUGACACUUGAUGAAGCCUGCAAGGCUGUCAGAAACGGCAGCGCCCAAGCCGCUCUCGUUGCGGGCAUCAACCUCAUCGCCACCGGGGCGACUGCGGAUGAUCUCGAGGGAGAAGCGGUUGUUGCAGUGUUCAUCAAGCCGCUGAGCGAUGCAGUCCGCGAUGGAAAUCCUAUUCAGGCCGUCAUCCGCGCUGCCAGUUCGGAUUCGAGUGAUGCUGAAGUCGUUGAAUGUUCCGAUGUCCUUAUCGCUGGGAGCUCCUCUCAGCCUGACCAGGGCGAUCUGAAGAGUGCAUCUGGCCUCGUCAGUCUGAUCAAAGCCAUGGCCUCUUUGGAGCAUCAGGACGUCCUGUAUUCAGCCACCACUCUAUCAAAGGCUGUUGUUGUUGUCAACGUCCAGCGCUUACCUAAGCCAGCAGAUGAAACACCAAGCCAGAAGCACCUCGACCUUCCCUCUGGUCGAGCUCAAAGAAUCCGCAUCAACUUCGCUGGAAAAUCCGGGCAUGAAUCUCACUUCGUCAUUGAGCCGCAUCGGCAGCAUGAAUCCCCGGCAAGCAACGAUGCUGCUGGGCCACAGCUGGUGUUGUUCUCUGCAAACAACGUGACGUCUCUCAACCAGCAGAUGCAGCUUCACCACGACUUCGCCAGAUCGAACCCGCAUCUCGUCUCUGACAUUGCCUACACUCGAGCUAUUCGCCGAGAAGCUCUUGAUCACCGAGCAUUUUCUAUCAUUGGAAACGAUGGCGUAUGCCUCAGCACAGCGAGCCCCGCCAAAUGCCCAGUUGCUCCCCCGUCUAUCACGAUGGUGUUCAGUGGUCAAGGAGCGCAAUGGGCAGGCAUGGGAAAAGAGCUUCUUCGGAUCGAUGCGUUCAGAAAUGACAUCAAGAGUAUGGAUAGCAUCUUGCGUCAACUGAAAACGCCACCCUCCUGGACGAUCGAGGAGGAGAUCCAGCGAUCAGCCAGCGACCCUCUUUGUCGGAUCAACUCUGUUGAAACGGCUUGUGUGGUCUCGACCGCUCUACAGGUCGCACUCUUUCAUCAGUACGAGCGACUCGGACUCAAGGCGGAAGCUGUCGUUGGCCACUCCAGUGGUGAGAUUGCCGCAGCCUACGCGGCAGGCUACCUGAACCUGAAGGAGGCAACCGUCGUGGCCUAUUACUAUGGCUAUGCCGCUGCGAUGAGCGUAUGCGACGGGGCUAUGGCGGUGGCCGGCCUCAGCGCUGAAGAGACAAGAGAGUUCCUGCGGGAUGGAGCCGUAGUGGCCUGCGAAAACAGCCCGACGAGCACGACAAUCUCUGGCGACCGCGGCGUCGUGGAGGAUAUCAUGGCUUCGAUCCAGCUGUCCAGACCACAAGUUACCACGCGGAAGUUGCGUGUCGACACAGCUUUCCAUUCCCACCACAUGGAAACAGUCUCUGCCGAAUUUCUGCGCCUUCUACAAAGCGAAGGAAUCACUUCGACGCAGCAAACAACGCGGAAUGCCGUCUUCAUGUCGAGUGUCAGCAACACAAUCCUGACCUCUGCCAAGGACUUUGGCCCCCAUUACUUUGUCAAUAACCUGGUUUCUCCCGUCCGCUUCUCUUCUGCAGUCAUGUCCAUUCUCGACACCACUCCUACACAUGGUCUUUUCCUUGAGAUUGGACCUCACUCCACUCUGUCUGGUCCGCUAUCCCAAAUCUGCUCUGCUGCCAGUCUGUCUUGCAACUACAUCUCAUCUCAGUCCAGAGAGACGGACUGCUUGGCGAGCCUUCUCUCGGCGAUUGGCCGCCUCUGGCAGAACUCUGUGGCUUUGAGCCUGGACACCUUGUUUACGGGACAAGCACUCUCUGGCCUGCCCCGUUACCCAUGGAACUACGGCGAUGACAAUGACAGCGACCUUGCGGAUGCGAACAAGAUGCACUUGUCUGCAAAGGAUAGGCGAGCACAGAUCCUCAAGAGAUCCGCGUCAAGAACGCCUUGCAACCUCUCGGCCGACGAGACACCAGAGACGGACUUGGAGCUCAUCUUGCGGGCCAUUUGGGCAGAUGUACUUCGCAACGUCAUCCAAAUCCGCGUUGAGGAUAUUGGCAAGCACCACAACUUCUUUCUUCUCGGUGGCGAUUCCCUUACCACAACUGAGCUUGCAACGGCUGCCUAUCGACAUGGAAUCCGUCUGUCACCGACGGAUGUGACGGAGAAUCCCGAGCUUGUACGCAUGGCUGCUGUUGCGGUGAUCGACGAUGCUGAGGAAAUCAACAACGCUAAACCGUUCAGCUUGAUUUCUAGCGAGGAUAGGGACGAUGUCGAAUUGAACAUCCAGAGACAAUGCCGUCUCGCUGCUGAAGCACUGGAGGAUAUAUACCCUUGCACCACACUGCAAGAGGGAUUCAUGGCACUGGGACUCAGGCAACCUGGAUCGUACAUUCAUCGACAAGUUUAUAAAGUCAUGCCGCAUGUUGACCUUGAUCGGUUCAGGGUCUCCUGGGACACAGUCGUCAAACACUGUGGCAGUCUUCGGUCGAGGAUUGUUCUGGUCAACUCGCAAGCCUGGCAAUUUGUGGUUGCCACUGACACUGCAUGGGAUGCUCCAGUGUACAAUGUCGACGUGAACGAAUAUCUGAAGGAGUCUCGCAGUUUUACUAUGAGCUACGGAGAUUGCCUUAGUCGGAGUACACUCUUGCAUCAAGAGAACGGCGAUAUCUACUUUGUCUGGAUCGUUCACCACGCGGUUUUUGACGGUCUGAGCAUGAAGAUUGUUCUCGAUUCCCUUCAGAAUGCCUAUCACAGCAUGCACUCAAUUGAACCCCCGCCGCCAUAUUCGAACUUCAUUCGGUACAUUGGAUCGCUCGACUCUAACCGUUCCCGCGAGUACUGGAGGAAAGAACUGGAUGGUGCACAACGGUCCCAGUUCCCUGUUGCUUCUAUAUCUCCAACAUCUCGGGAUCGCGUCUUCACGAAGUCCAUGCCGUUCCGCAACUCCAAAGCAUCGAUCACAACCGCUACCAUUAUCCGCGCUGCCUGGGCACUUGUUCUUGCUCAGUACUGCGGCUCUGACGAUGUUUGCUUUGGUAUGACGCUCUCUGGCCGACAAGCCCCCGUUCCCGGCUUGAACGAGAUUCCUGGUCCGAUGAUCGCCACGGUACCUGUGCGCAUUCAUGUGAAGCGCGACAUGCUCAUCUCUGAGUUCCUGCAGCACAUUCAGUCGCACGCGUCUCACAUGGUUGCUCACGAACAGUACGGGUUACAGAACAUCUCCAAACUUGGCCCGAAUGCAAAGGAACAUCUCUCUUCAGUGGCCUGCUCUUCCUUGAACUCGAUCCUCCAGCAAGGCCCGGUGGAGAAGACGAUUUCGGAGGAAGCCAUGCGCAACUAUUUCAAUUAUCCAUUGGUUCUGCAAACCCGACUUGGAAAUGAUGCCAUUGAUCUCGAGUUCACCUAUUAUGAUGACAUCUUGAAUGAGGACCAGCUGGGAGCGUUAUUCCAUCAUUUCGAACACGUUAUCCAGCAGCUUCUUCAGCCAGAUGAUAUACCUCUGAAGUCUGUCACUUCAUCCAGCCAAUGGGAUUUGCAACGUGUCAGGGAAUGGAACAGUGAAGAGCCUGAAAUUGUUUCCUCAUGCCUUCACGAGAUCAUUGAACGCCAUGCCCUCAAGCGACCAGAUGCUACUGCCGUCUGUGCAUGGGACAUGACAUUGACAUAUGAACAGCUGAACCUUGCCGCUGAUAGACUUGCUCACUAUCUGAUCAGCAACUCUGCGGCUCAGGUGCAACUGGGCGAUCUCGUUCACGUUUGCUUUGAAAAGUCAGCAUGGUUCAUGAUCUCCAUCCUGGCGAUUAACAAAGCUGGAGCUGCUUGGGCCCCUCUCGACCCGUCUCACCCGGUCCAACGCCAAAAGCAAAUCGUCGCGCGAACUAAUGCAAAACUUGCGUUGACUUCGUCCAGCAAUGCUGCUCUUUGCUCUGAACUGGUUGAGCAUAUCAUUGAGGUCUCUGCUGAUCUUGACGACAUGCUGAUUGCGGAGAGACGAGGUAGCAAGGGACUGCCUCGAGUGUCCCCGAGCGCUGCCGCUUAUGUGCUUUUUACCUCUGGAAGCACUGGGACCCCCAAAGGCUUUGUCAUGCAGCAUCAGGCUGUUUGCACGAGCCAAACGUCCGCUGUCAGAAGGCUAGGCAUGACGUCGGAUAUCAGAAUGCUUCAAUUUGCAUCAUACGUCUUUGACAUGUCAAUUGGCGAGAUUGUCGGUCCAUGGGUUGCCGGAGCUACCAUAUGUGUGCCGUCUGAAGAGGUUCGAAUGAAUGGGCUCGUUGAGUACAUACGCGACAUGAAGAUCAACUGGGUUUACCUUACUCCUUCAUUCUCCCGCACGCUUAACCCGGACACCCUCCCUGGUCUCGAUCUGAUGCUGCUUGCAGGCGAGGCUGUAGGACGUGAUGUGCUAGAGACAUGGUUUGGCAAGGUCCGUCUUGUUAAUGGAUGGGGACCAGCCGAGACGUGCGUGUUCAGUACACUGCACGAAUGGACAUCGCUUGACGAAUCCUCUUUGACCAUCGGCAGACCUGUGGGUGGCUUCUGUUGGCUUGUCGACCCCGAAAACCCACACGUUCUAGCACCUAUUGGAACCGUGGGUGAAGUUGUCAUCCAGGGGCCAACGUUGCUCAAAGAAUAUCUGGCGGAUCCUGAAAAGACUGAAGCGGCGACGGUCAGGUCACUGCCGGACUGGGCGCCCUACCGUAAUCUAGCGGAUUGGAAUCGAUUCUACAAGUCUGGCGAUUUGUGUAAAUACAAUCCGGAUGGAACUCUCGUCUUUGUCACACGAAAAGACACCCAAAUCAAGAUCCGAGGUCUUCGAGUCGAGUUGGGAGAGGUAGAGCACCAGAUCAAGGCAUCCCUUGAAGGAGUCUGCCAGGUUGGGGUGGACAUGGUCACCACCGAUGGUGGUUCAAGCUUGAUUGCCUUCUUUUGCUUCAGCAAUGAAACAAGAAUGGUGACGACAGUUAACGCCGCGGCCGAUGAAGGCGCCGCAAUGUUCCUCCCUGUCACCAGCCAGUUGAAGAGCCAGAUCGUCAGCAUGAUUGGUCACCUAUCCGUGAAUCUUCCAAGAUACAUGAUACCGUCAUUCUUCGUGCCAUGCAAAUACAUGCCAUCGAUUACGUCGACCAAGCUGGACAGGCGUACGUUGAAGAACCAGAUCGAAUUGCUGGGUCCCGACGGCCUGUCCACCUACUCGCUUGUUGAUACUGUCAAGAACCCACCAGAAACGGCAAUGGAGAGCAAGUUGCAAGCGCUUUGGGCGAAACGGCUGAAAAUGCCACUGGAAGCCAUUGGAAGAGACGAUAGCUUCUUGCAGAUUGGCGGUGAUUCAAUUGCUGUGAUCCAUUUUGUGGCCGAUGCCCGCCAGGCUGGGAUAUCUCUCUCUGUCCAGGAUGUCUUCGACGAUCCACGACUGUGGCGAGUGGCUGCCAUCGCAACUUCUGCCGACGGAGACUCCCAUUCGGCUCCAAUUGUAGCGCCAUUUGGCCUUCUUGAGCCCGGCCAGAUCGACUCAGUGAUGCAAGAUGAACUGCUUAAGCUGUGCGGCUUGCCCAGUUGGGAUGCAGUCGACGAUGCGUUCCCUUGUACUAAACUACAGGAAGGACUGAUGGCGCUGACCACGAAACAACCGGGAGCAUACGUUUCGAAGAUGGUGUUUAAGGUUCCGAGGCAUGUCGACAUCGGUCACUUCAAGGCGUCUUGGGAGCGAACAGUUGCCGUUUGCAGCAAUUUGCGCACCAGGAUCGUCCAGCUCAGCAGCCUGGACUCUAUCCAGGUCAUCGUCAAAGAACCUGCGCAAUGGGAAGUCACAGACAAUCAAGGCAUAGACGUCUUUUUGAGACAAGCGAAUAGUAUCCGCAUGUCCUACGGAUCACGGCUCGCCCGCUUUGCACUCGUCCAUGGUGACAAUAGCGAUUGCUAUUUCGUUGCAAUCAUGCACCAUUUAAUCUUUGAUGGGUGGACUCUGGCUCUCAUGGUCCAGGCGUUGCACGCGAUCUACAGAGACAGUGAAGUGCCGAGACUGGCCCCCUACUCGGCGUUCGUGCGGUACACGCUGCAACUCGACUUUGAGACUUCGAAGACGUACUGGAAGGCACAAAUGGAUGGAGCGAGACGUGCUGUGUUUCCUUUACCAAGAGACGAUAUAGCAGUUGCCAAAAGCAAGAGAAACGUUCAAAUCUCAGCGAAAGAGGUUAAGAUACCACAGACGACAAACGGGACUAUUACGAGAGCGACCUAUCUACGAGCUGCGUGGGCUAUGCUCCUUGCAAGAUACUGCAGCACAGAUGACAUUUGCUUUGGUGCCUCCGUUUCUGGUCGCAACGCUCCUCUUGUCGGUGUGGAGAGCGUUCUUGGCCUGGUUGUUUCGACGCUCCCAGUCCGAGUUCGGCUGAACCCCGAUCAGUCACUGUCCGACUUUCUUCGUGAUGUUCAGAAGCAAUCGAAUGAUAUGGUGGCACAUGAGCAAUUCGGGCUACAGAACAUAGCCAGAAUUGGCUCUGAUGCAAAGGACGCAUGCAAUUUUACCAGUCUCAUGGUUGUUCAGCCAAAGGACCUGACAACCGGUUCCAACGGAAACGAAGCGAUCCUUAUCUCCACCAGGGAGGAACAGCGUUUGGCAUGGCAGUCGAUGGAAGACUACUACAAUUAUCCUCUUAUCCUCCAAUGCCACCUGGGGGAUGACAGCGUCGAGCUUGAGUUUGUAUAUGAUGCAGACGUUAUUUCCGAGUUCCAAGUGCUUGCGUUAUCCAACCAGCUCGACCAUAUCAUUCAACAACUUGCAUCUCUGGACAAGAGAACGCUUCUUCGAGAUGUAUCCAGAGCAAGCCCGUGGGAUCUUCAGCAGAGCUUGGACUGGAACUCUCACGAGAUUGUGGUCCAAAAACACUGUAUGCAUGACCUAAUCUCUCAGCGGGCUAAAUUAUGCCCCGAUGAUGAGGCCUUGUUCUCUACCGAAGGAUCGCUCACGUACGCUGCCUUGGAUCGCCUGUCUGAUCAUGUUGCAAGUCAGCUUUUGCAAUACAACGUCCAGCCUGAGACAAUUGUGCCCAUCUGCAUGCAAAAGUCCAUCUGGGCUGUGGUUGGAAUGAUUGGUAUCUUGAAGGCGGGUGGUGCAUACAUGCCUCUUGAUCCUACACAUCCAGAAUCACGAAGGCAAGCCUUGGUUCAGGAGGUGAAUGCUAAAGUGAUAGUCUCCUCGCCAUCGAUGGCGGCAUCUUGUGAAAGCAUGGCGCCGCACACCAUCCAGGUGUCUUCCUCAUUGUUAGCACUUGCUCCCGAGACGCCUGUGGACUAUCAUUCGCUGAGUAACUACAAGAAACCGGAGCCUCAUAACGCUGCGUAUGUUCUGUACACUUCUGGCUCUACGGGAAAGCCAAAAGGCUUGCUCGUCACGCACUCGGCGGCUUGCACUUCGCUGUUGAAGCAUUCUGAUAUGUUCAAUUUCAAGAAGUCUUCACGAGUCUUCCAAUUCGCGAGCUACGUCUUUGACGUUAGCGUGUUGGAUAUCUUCCUGACUCUCAUCCUUGGAGCUACGCUCUGUAUUCCUACAGAAACCGAGAGGAUGGACAGAGCAUGGCGCUUUAUGACUAAAGCACGAGUCACCUUGGCGUGCUUGACGCCAUCAUUCAUCAGAACUCUCGAUCCCGAUACUCUCCCCACUCUACAGACAGUCGCUAUCGGCGGAGAGGCUACCACGAAGGAUAUCCUCAAAACAUGGCACGGGAGAGUUGAGCUGAUAAAUGCCUAUGGACCUGCGGAAGCUUGUGUCAAUUGUGCUGGCCACCCCUUCAAGUCUCAGGACGACUCACCCAUGACUAUUGGACGUCCAUUUACUCACCGGCUGUUCAUCGUGGAGCCGGACAACCAUGAUCGCCUUACGCCAGUGGGAUGUGUUGGUGAACUACUUGUUGAGGGCCAUGCAAUUGCGCGUGGCUAUAUCAACAACGAGGAGAAGACCAAAGCCUCCUUUGUCGAUUCCCUUGACUGGCUGCCUACUCAAACAGAGAGUGAUAGACCAAUAGCCUACAAGACUGGUGAUCUCGCGAGAUUCAACCCCGACGGAACGGUGGAGUUCUUCGGACGACAAGACACGCAAGUCAAGUUACGUGGUCAGCGACUGGAGCUCGGUGAGAUUGAAUACCACAUCAAAGCAAACCUUGCAGAUGUACAGCAUGUUGUGGUGGAUCUCAUUGAGCGUGAAGCAGGCAAGAUGAUCAUUGCCUUUGUCACAUUCCACAACUACUUGUGCGAUAAUACCCCGACGGAUGCUGAGGAUCCUUAUGCCGAAUUUAUCAGCAAUGAGAUAUACGUCUCUUCCUUCCAGGCCCUCAUCCAGGAGCUUCGACGUGUCCUACCAGGCUACAUGAUUCCCAGCAUCAUCUUCCCAAUGAGAGAUGUGCCUCAUACAUCGUCAAACAAGAUCGACAGAAGAACUCUGCGUGAACUCGCAACCAGCAUGCCUCGCGAAAGAAUAUCUAGCUUUUCCAUUGCACGCCAAGACAAAGUCCCACCCACGACGGAAAUGGAGCUCAAGAUUCAGAGUCUCUGGGCUCAAGUGCUCAAGAUCGAUACAGAAGAUAUCUCCAAAUUCGACAACUUUUUCGAGGUUGGGGGUGAUUCCAUCUCCGCAAUCCAUCUUUCGAACCUUGCUGCACGAGAGGACAUCCUGCUUCCCAUUGCAAACAUCUUCAAAGAGCCUCAACUGGCUUCAAUGGCUGCCUGCAUGACCAUCAGGCAGUCACAGCAUACUGACGCUCAACCGUUCAGCAUGAUUGAAGCGACAGAGGUGGAGUCUUUACACGCCUCGAUUCGGCGGCAGUGUGGACUUGCGAACGAACAAGAACUUGAAGACAUAAUCCCUUGUACGCCGCUGCAAGAGGGUCUCAUGGCUUUGACUGCGACGCGUCCAGGCUCCUACAUUGCCAGACGGGCAUAUAAACUGGCGGACGGCGUUGAUCUUGAUCGUUUCAAGGACUCCUGGGAACGUACCAUCAAGGCCUGUAGUAGUUUGAGGACGAGGAUCGUUCAGCACGGAGAUGUAUCACUACAGGCUGUGGUCUCGCAUGAUGGCUUAUGGGAAGAGACUGAUGGUCAAACCCUCCAGUCCUACAUGAAGGGGUUGACCAGCCUCAAUAUGGGCUAUGGCUCGCGACUUUCGCGGCAUGCAAUCCUGAGUUGUUCAAACGGGUCGACGUACUUUAUUUGGGUUGCCCAUCAUGCUAUCUUCGAUGGCUGGACAAUGCAGAUCAAACUUGACGUUCUCCAACGGCUGUAUGCACAGGAGCCUCUUCCGCCCAUUCGCCCAUUCGCCAAUUUUGUGCAAUACCUGUCACAGCUUGAUCCAAAGGCGGCUAAGGACUACUGGCUUAUGGAGCUAGAAGGUGCUCAGAGGGCUUCAUUCCCACCCGCCAAAGUCACAACUGGCAACAAGACGUCAACGGCUCAGAAGACUCAGAUCAUGAAGAGAAAGCUAGCGAAUAUCCAGACGCAGGCCUCCGAGAUGGUGGCUUAUGAACAGUUUGGCCUUCAGAACAUAUCGAAGCUCAGUGAUAGUGCCAAACACGCAACCGACUUCACCAGCUUGUUUGUUGUCCAGUCGAGACAACAUGAGAUCGGAAAGUCCCAGGGAGAGCUCUUCACCACUGAUUCCAAUGAUGAAACAAGCAUUGAGAAUUGGAUAGAGGACUUCUUCAACUAUCCUUUGACGGUAGAAUGUGAUUUGAUGCAGGACCAGGCUGUCAUGACGCUGUACUACGAUGCUGAUGUACUCUCCGAUCUUCAGCUUCAGGGUCUAUGCAACCAGUUCGAGCAUGUCUUGCAGGAGCUGAACCUUCGGUAUAAGGAGCCGCUCGGAAAUUUGUCAAUGACUAGUCAAUGGGGUAUUGACUUUGCUCACGCCUCCAACCCCGACAAACCUCUCGUUGUUGAGUCAUGCAUUCACACGCUGAUUGAACAGCGAACAAAACUGAACCCUGAGUCUCCUGCGGUCUCUUCUUGGGACGCUGAUUUCACUUAUUCCGAACUUGAUGAAAAUGCCGACAAGCUGGCGACGUAUCUCCUGAGCACGCUCAAAGUGAAGGCUGGUGACCUAGUCAUAGUCUGCUUCGACAAAUCCGCCUGGUUUAUUGUGGCGAUCCUAGCAAUCAACAAGAUUGGUGCCGCUUGGGUGCCUCUUGAUCCAGCACAUCCAACGGAUCGUCAUCAGAAUAUCGUUGGUCAGACCAAGGCAACUUUGGCUCUUUGUUCCCUUGCAAACGUGCCCAAGCUCAUGGGCGUGACCACCAGUGUCCUCGAGGUCAACGGAGAGUUCAUGUCCAGGCUACCACUCAAUGAUGCGGUUAAGCCCAGUGUGAAGGUCAGCCCCGAUGAUGUCGCAUACAUCAUCUUCACCUCUGGAUCCACAGGGGUUCCCAAAGGUGUCGUGAUUCAGCACCGCGCUAUCUGCAGCAGCCAAGUCGCUUUGAGUCAGAGACUCGAGAUGCAUGACGGUGUCAGGAUGCUUCAAUUCUCCUCUUUCGUGUUCGAUGCCUCACUUUUUGAGAUCUACAGUCCCCUUAUUUCAGGCGCCUGUGUUUGCAUCCCUUCAUGGGAUACACAGAUGAAUUCAUUGCCAGCUUUCAUACGCGAAAGGAACGUUACCUGGGCAUUCCUGACACCGUCAGUGGCCAGCAUUAUCAGACCGGAAGACGUGCCUUGCUUAGAGCUUGUGACUCUUGGUGGUGAGGCUCCAAGCAAAGAAGUCGUCAACAGUUGGCUCGGUAAGGUGCGGCUGUUCAACGUCUGGGGCCCAACGGAAACAACGGUCAUCGCCAUGGUACAUGAAUACACAGCUACUGAACUCUCUCAUCUGACCAUUGGACGCCCAAUUUGUGGAAACUGCUGGAUCGUCAACCCUAAUGACCCUCAUCAGCUAAGCCCAGUAGGCACCGUUGGUGAAAUCGUGGUCCAAGGGCCCAACCUGCUUCUCGAAUAUUUGGAGAACCCGGAGAAAACGGCUGCCGCCACUGUUACCUCGCUUCCUCACUGGGUUCCCAACCGCGAGGUGUUUGGUCGAUUCUACAAGUCUGGAGAUCUGGCUACCUAUAACGCAGACGGCACCAUUAGAUACAAUAGUCGCAAAGAUGGUCAGAUCAAGAUCCGCGGUCUCCGUGUCGAAUUGGGUGAGAUCGAACACCACAUUCGGAACAACUUGGAAGGUCCAUGCCAAGUCGCUGUUGAAGCGCUCAAGUUCGAAGCUGGUACUCAUCUAGUUGCCUUUAUCUGUCAGAAUACGGAUACCAUUCCGGCUAGCAUGACUGGUGAUGUGGCAACGGAAGAUAUCUUCCUUCCGUCGACGGCAGAUCUGAGGAGCGAUUUAGAGGCGAUGCACGGUUUCUUGGCUUCUGCUCUUCCAAGCUACAUGGUACCUACCUUCUUCAUUCCUUGCAAGAAGAUGCCACUCGUGACAUCCUCCAAGAUGGACAGGAAACUCUUGCGUCGUCUUGCUGCGGCAUUGGAUAGGCAGGCCUUUGAGCAAUACUCCCUGUAUGCGGUGACCGAGGCCAAGUCCAGUCCAGAGACCCCAAUGGAGCACAGUUUGCAGCAGCUUUGGGCCGAUGUUCUCAAAGUCCCUGCUGAAUCGAUUGGAAGGCAUGACAGUUUCUUGGCAAUCGGUGGCGAUUCCAUAGCCAUUAUUCGCCUCAUUGCCCUGGCCCGCGAGCAUGGUAUCGAGCUUCGAGCGAACGAUAUCUUCAAGGAUUCUCGACUUUCCUCUGUCGCUUUGAACGCAGCGCCUAUCGAAGUUGACUCUAGCUCCGCCAAUUCCGCCAUUUCUGCAAAGCCGUUUGCGUUAUUGGAGCCGCACAUUCGAGACGCCCUCUUGGCGCCGCGAUUGAGAAAGGAGCUGAAAUUGACUCGCUCGAUGAAGAUUGAGGACGGCUAUCCGUGCACAAACCUGCAAGAAGGUCUUAUGGUCCUGGCAGUGAAACAGCCUGGAUCGUAUAUCACGAGCUUUCACUACCGCUUAGCAGAGAACGUGGAUCCCUCCGCCUUCAAAGCCGCCUGGGACAAGACUGUACGGCUAUGCGGCAUCCUGCGAACAAGAGUUGUUCACCUCAAGGGCUCGUCGGUUCAGGUAGUCAUAAGCGACUACACUUGGGACGAUACGAAGGGUAUGACUUUGAAGUCUUACCUUCAGUCAAUUGAGCAUCUGGAAGUUGAGUAUGGAUCUCGCCUUUGCCGAUAUGCGUUGAUUAAGGACGAGAACAACCAGACGCACUUCAUCUGGACCAUGCACCACGCUAUCUUCGAUGGCUGGUCUAUACGAGUUGUCCUCGCCACGCUCGAUAACGUGUAUAAGGGAAUGAAGACCACAGCUUUGACGCCCUAUUCUCGUUUCAUUGAAUACACCUUGGCUAUCAACCCCCAAUCUGCUGCUGACUACUGGGUGGAACAGCUUUGGGAUGCCAAGAAGGCCUCGUUCCCCCCCAAUACGAGCGGGAAGCUUCCUGAGUAUUCAAACGGCUAUCGGUCAAUGGUGACGAAUAUCAAACUUCCAGAUCUGAGCGCAACUGGCUUCACAAGGGCUACAAUUCUUCGUGCUACAUGGGCCUUACUUCUUACCCGUUAUUGCGAGACAGACGAUAUCUGCUUUGGAACAACAAUUUCCGGUCGACAAGCCCCGGUGAGUGGCAUAAUAGACAUGCCAGGCCCAGCCAUUGCGACAGUUCCAUUACGAAUCCGAGUGCCUCAACAGAAAUCGGUCGCCGCCUUCCUGCAGGAGGUCCAAGAACAAGCCCUGGCGAUGGUCGAAUUUGAACAGUUUGGUCUGCAGAACAUCAGCAAACUGCAUGCUUGUGCUAAGGAGGCCUGCGACUUCUCUAGCUUGCUAGUUGUUCAGCCGAAGGAAGCCUUGGACCCUGCUGGUGACCAAGACGCUAUCCUCAUUGCAGCUGAUGGGAAGGUUGAGACAGGAGAGUAUGCUCUUCAAAACUACUUCAGUUAUCCCCUCGUUGUUCAGGGGCAUCUGUACGAUGAAUCGACGGAACUCGUUCUCAUCUACAACUCUGCCAUCCUGCCCGAAGAGCAAAUUGUCGCGUUAUCGCACCAAUUCCACCAUGUUGCAAGGGAGCUUGUCCUCAAGUUGCAGUCAAAUGUUGGCUCCAUCGCAACGACAUCCUCAUGGGACCUUCAACAGGCGAUGAAGUUCAAUUCCGAGGUGCCAGAAGCCGUCGAUGGCUGCUUUCAUCAGCUCUUUGAGCGUCAAGCCCGUCAGACACCUGACGCCAUGGCGAUCUGCGCAUGGGACGGUAGCUUCACAUACGCCGAGCUGGACACUGCAGCGAAUCGCUUAGCAUAUCAUCUUAUAUCUCAGCACGCGAUUAAGCCGGACGAACUCAUCCAUGUGUGUUUCGAGAAGUCGGCUUGGUAUUUCGUGUCCAUUUUGGCUAUCAACAAGGCCGGCGCCGCAUGGGUUCCUCUUGACCCCUCUCAUCCACUGGAACGGCUCGGUCAGAUUGUCAAGCAAACGAAGGCUCAGAUGGUGUUGAUAUCUGAAUCUCACGCCUCUCUUUGCAAGGAUCUGAUACCAAUUGUCAUUGAGGUUUCUGCUUCUCUAGAUCAACAACUAUCACGCAAUGGUGCUGCUUUCAGUCAGAACCCGCCGACCACCAAGGUUUCGCCUGCUAACGCAGCUUAUGUCCUGUUUACAUCGGGUAGCACCGGCGUCCCGAAAGGUCUCGUUAUGGAACAUCGAUCCGUCUGCAGCAGUCAGAGAGCCAUUGUUCGCAGGCUGGGCCUCCAUUCCAAGGUCCGGAUGCUUCAAUUUGCGGCGUUCGUGUUCGAUCUCUCUAUCGGAGAAAUAGUUGCACCACUUAUCUCUGGUGCCUGUGUUUGUGUUCCUUCAGAGCAGGCCCGCAUGAACGACGUUGCUGGCUUCAUCAGGGAUGCUAGUGUCAACUGGGCAUACCUAACGCCUUCAUUUGUUCGCGUUCUCAAGCCGGAAGAUGUCCCAGGACUGGAGCUACUGCUGCUGUGUGGAGAGGUCACUCCUCGAGAUGUCUUUGACGUUUGGGUUGGCAAGUUGCGAUUCAUCAGCGGCUGGGGUCCAGCUGAAACAUGCGUGUUCAGUACGCUGCAUGAAUGGCAGCCUCAGGAUUCUCCAUUGACGGUGGGUAGGCCAGUUGGGGCUUUCUGCUGGAUCGUGGACCCUGAGCGUUCUGACCAGCUGGCCCCGAUUGGAACCGUGGGUGAAAUCAUGCUGCAAGGCCCAACGCUCCUUCGCGAAUACCUGGAUGACGCUGAACGAACAGCAUCCUCAACGGUAACGUGUUUGCCCGAUUGGGCGCUGCAAAAGGCAUCGCAGUGGACACGCUUCUAUAAAUCAGGAGAUUUGGCCAUGUACAAUCCGGACGGGACAAUCGAGUUUUGUAGUCGCAGAGAUACUCAAGUCAAGAUCCGCGGCUUACGUGUCGAACUUAGCGAAGUUGAAUACCGGAUUCGCGAGAGCCUGGAAGGCAUUUGCCAGGUAGCCGUUGACAUCUCGACAUCCGAUGGUGGCUCCCGCUUGGUCUCGUACCUUUGCUUCACUGAAGAGACUCGCUCCUCGACGAGCUCAGAGAAUAGCAUGGACGACAUUCUCAUGCCUAUAACAGUCGAAGUUCGACCCUUACUAGCUGCUAUGGUCGGCAAAUUGAGGGUGUCCAUUCCAAACUACAUGAUUCCGACCCUUUUCAUCGUUUGCAGGUAUAUGCCUUCCAUCACAUCGACAAAACUCGACAGGACGGCGCUUCGUCAAGUUGCCUCUCUCCUGACCCAGGAUCAAAUCUCUAUGUAUUCGCUUUCUGAUGAUAACAAGAGACCCCCUGAGACGGACAUGGAGCGAAAGUUCCAAUCACUCUGGGCAUCUAUUCUGAGCAUACCGGCUGAUUCAAUCGGUCGCGAUGACAGCUUCUUGCAGAUUGGCGGAGAUUCGAUCUCUGCUAUACACCUGGUGUCUACAGCGCGGGCUGAGGGCCUGGUCAUCAGUGUGAAAGACGUCUUUGACGAUUCCAGGUUACUCGCAAUAGCUGCGAAGGCGGUCUUCAGUGGUAAAGCUGAGGGGAGGGACAACCAAAUUGCGCCAUUCAGUCUUCUGCCGCCGCCGACUCGAGACGCAAUCGUCAUGCAAGCAGCUGAGCAAUGUGGCAUUGCACAGAGUGCCAUUGAUGACGCCUAUCCUGCUACUUCAAUCCAAGAGGGUCUCAUGGCACUCUCUGUGAAGCAGCGGGGGUCAUAUGUUGCUAAAUAUGUAUACAGGCUGGCCAGCCAAGUCGAUAUAGGUCGCUUCAAAGCCGCGUGGAUGAAGACUGUCGAGCUUUGCGGCGCUUUACGCACAAGAAUCAUUCUCUUUGAUGAUUCAUCGAUCCAGGUCCUUCUAAAGGACCCAGCCUCCUGGGAGGCAACCGACAAGGAGACACUCUCUUCCCUUGUCCGCUCGGACCGAGGCCUUCAAAUGAGCUAUGGUACGCCUCUCUGUUGGUACGCAACAGUGCAGGAAGCAGACACCAGCUACUUUGUCUGGUCAGCUCAUCAUGCCAUUUACGAUGGUUGGACCAUUCGUCUCAUUCUGAGUACCCUGGAGAGCAUCUACAGAAACGUAGAGCCAUCACCGCUGCAGGCAUACAACGCCUUCGUCAAAUACACAUUGUCUCUCGAUCAUGAUGCUGCCACGAACUUCUGGGCUAACGAACUUCAGGGCUCAAAGCGGGCCUCAUUCCCUCCUCUCAACGGUACCAACAUGGGAACUGAUGGCCAGCCUACCCAGGUACACCGGAGAACCAUUGCUCUCCCUGUAAGGGAAAGGUCAUCCAUCACUAAAGCAUCUAUCUUGCGUGCGGCCUGGGCGAUUGUUCUUGCACGUUACUGCGACAGUGAUGAUCUCACCUUUGGCACGACCGUGUCUGGUCGCCAAGCGCCAGUUCCGGGCUUAGAAGCAAUGCCUGGACUAGCAAUUGCCACUAUCCCGGUCCGUGUUCAUCUUGAUAGCCAGAUGAAAACUUCCGAAUUCCUUCUUGGCGUUCAGAAUCAGACGACAGACGUGAUUCCCUAUGAACAAUAUGGAAUACAGAAUAUCGCCAAUGUCAGCUCUGAUGCAAGGGAAGCAUGCAGUUUUUCUAGCUUGCUCGUUAUCCAGCCUCCCGCUUCAUCUCAAGCGGACUCCGAGGAGGCCAUACUUCUUGCUGGGGAAGCUGAAAGUGCCCUGACCGAAGACACGAUGGACUCAUACUUUAACUAUCCUCUUGUUCUCAUCUACGGGAUAGCCGGCGACAACGUUGAGCAGCGCUUGUUCUUCAAUCCAGGAGUGCUGGCCGAAAAGCAAGUUGAAGCCCUCUCUUACCAGAUCGAGCAUGUUGUUCAGCAGCUUGCCAACGAUGUUUGUCUCGGAGAUAUCUCUCUAGUGAGCGACUGGGACGUGAAGCAUGCUAGGGAUUGCCAGACACUGAAGCUUCCCGUCCAGUCUUGCACUCACUGGCUUAUUCAAGAUGCGAUCCGCACCUAUCCCACCUCUCCAGCUGUAGUCUCAUGGGACGGCGAGCUUACCUAUAGUGAGCUUGGAAGCUUGGUCACCCGCCUGGCAGCUAAGCUACGACAGCUUGGCAUAGGGCGCGAGACCUUUGUGCCUAUAUGUUUCCCCAAGUCCGUCUGGGCCGUCGUGACGAUGGUCGCUGUGGAACUGGCGGGUGGUGCUUUCGUUCCGCUUGACCCGAAGGCACCACGGACACGAAUCAGCAGUGUGCUCGACGACAUUAAGGCGACAAUUGCUCUGACAAGCCCGUGCUGCGCAUCGGUUAUGUCAGGCCUUGACAUUCCUGUUGUCGUUAUCGAUGAUUCUUUUGUUGCCACCUUGCCUGAGGCUGCUACUCCAGUACAGCAAACUGACUGCCCGUCUGAUGCAGCCGUUGUUCUUUUCACAUCUGGCAGUACAGGUCGACCGAAGGGCAUGGUCAUUCAGCAUGAUACCCUCUGCUCUUCGGCAAAUGCAUAUGGUUCUGACCUGCUGAUUGGACCUGGUAGCCGCGUUUUUCAGUUUUCAGCCUACACGUUCGACGUCGGUAUUCUAGAUACUCUCGUUACACUCAUGCGUGGCGGUUGCCUCUGUAUCCCUUCAGAAGAGGAUCGACUCAACGACCUAUCUGGUGCCAUCAACAAGACUCAAGCAAAUUGGGUAUUCCUGACGCCUACGGUUGCUGACCUCCUCAAUCCUGCCGACGUACCGACACUUCGUGUAGUGUGUCUGGGCGGAGAGGCGAUCAACCAGAAGACUGCUGCCAGAUGGAAAGACCACGUUGAGCUACACGGCCUCUACGGCCCUGCUGAGGCCUCUAUAUGUGCCUGGAACCCUACCGUGGGCCGGUCCGGCAAGUCAACUAAUCUAGGGAAGCCGCUUGCAAGUGCUUUCUGGGUUGUUGAGCCUACCGAUAUUCACAGGCUCGCCCCUGUUGGAUGCAUCGGAGAGUUGCUAAUCCAGGGUUCAUUGCUUGCCCGGGGCUACCUCAAUGUCGAUGAAAAGCAAGCUGCCAAUUGGAUCGAAUACUUCACAGCAGGCUGGCUGCCUCAUGACUUUCCGAACAGAGCCUAUCGAACUGGCGACUUGGUGCGCCGAAACGCUGAUGGGACUUUCGACUAUAUCGGUCGUAAAGAUACGCAGGUCAAGCUCCAUGGCCAGCGCGUGGAACUCGGCGAGAUCGAACACCAGCUUCAUCAAGUUCUUCCAGCUGGGAUGUCUGCCAUUAUUGAUGUUGUCAAAUCUGUCGAUGAGCAACGGCAAGACAGCCUCAUGGCUUUCUUAUGGUACACCGACAGCGCGACAUCCAACAGCCCCUCGCCCUUGGAACUCAUCGGUAGCCUAUCCGACGAGCAGCGUAUCUUGAUUUCCGAUGUAGACAUGUCUUUGUCCACUACUCUGCCAUCACAUAUGAUUCCCUCAUGCUAUCUCAUUUUCCACGGCAAACCGAAUCAAACCACAUCUGGAAAAGUCGACAGACGUUCUCUCCUUGAGCUGGCUCAGAAUAUCUCCUACGAUGAUCGGUCACGUUUUGGUCCUGGUAAUGAAGAGAAGGAAACGCCGACAGAGCCCAUGGAGUUCAAACUCCGCGAUCUCUGGGCAGAGGUUCUCCACGUGAACGCUGAAGAUAUCAGCAAACGGGACAGUUUCAUGCGCAUUGGUGGCGAUUCCAUCAGUGCAAUCCGGCUUGUCACGCUCGCUCAGAAGCAUGGUCUUGCUCUGAGUGUGGCUACCAUCUUCCACAAACCACAGCUGGAACAAAUGGCCCACGCUGUCUCUGUGACCGCCAACUCUCUCGUCGAUGACAUACAGCCAUUCAAGUUGGUCUCUAGUAUUCCUAAAGAGGCGAUCAUCCAGGCUGUGCGUGACCAAGGCUCAUUGUCGCACGCUGUCGAUGCCUAUCCAUGUACGAGCCUACAGGAAGGCCUCAUGGCCCUGGCCGUCAAGCAGCCUCGCUCAUACAUUGCGAAGUUUGUCUAUCGCCUUCCCGAUCAUGUCAACGUCGAUUCCUUCAAAACAGCGUGGGCGAAAACUGUUGAAAUCUGCACCAGCCUGCGCACACGGAUUGUUUACGUCAAUGAGACGCCCAUCCAAGUGGUUCUUAACGACGAACCCGCUGUUGAUGGACGAGAUGUCGAAGAAGCUAUUCAGUUGCACCGCUCUGUUGAGAUGGGCUACGCAUUGAGGCUCUCACUUGGUACCAUUGUUAAACAAAAUGAUGGGCGAUGCUUCUUCUUUUGGUCGGUUCAUCACGCUGUAUUUGAUGGCUUGUCCAACCGAAACAUUUUCACCGUGCUGCAGAAGGUUUACUCUGGCCUUGAAGUGUCGCCUCUUCCCUCGUAUGCUCGCUUUAUCCAAUAUGUCAAAUCUCUGGAUGUUGACAAUGCUGGACGGUAUUGGAACGCGCAGCUCGAGAACUGCGAGCACUCCAACUUCCCAGCCACGAAUGGUAUCCCGAACUCUGAGACUACCACAAGCAUUCUCGAGAAAGUUGUUGACCUACCCAAGAUGCCCAAGUCAAACAUAACGACUGCAACAUUGAUCCGAGCUGCUUGGGCUCUGGUACUAUCUCGAUAUUGCAGUACUGACGAUGUCUGCUUUGGAAUGUCUCUAUCGGGUCGCCAAGCGCCGGUCCCCGACGUUAUCGACAUGGUUGGGCCUACCCUUGCCACUGUUCCAGUUCGAGUUCGCUUGGACUUUGAUCAAUCUGUGUCUUGCUUCCUUGAGGCUGUACAAGAUCAGGCACUGGAAAUGAUCUCAUUUGAGCAAUACGGCUUGCAGAAUAUUGCGAAGCUUGGUCCUGAUGCCAAACAAGCUUGCCAGUUCUCGAGUCUCCUGCUUAUCCAGCCAACGGAGACAGAGAACGAGGAGGGUGACAACGUCCUUGUGACCGCAGACGUCGAAGUUGAAAGUCCAGCCGACAUGGUUCACAAGUUCUACAGCUUUCCACUCGUUGUUCAAGCACAUCUUGGCGAUGACUCCGUCAGACUAUCCAUCAUCUACAAGUCUAACGCGCUUGUUGAGGCUCAGGCUGAAGCACUUGCUCACCAAUUGAGCCAUGUUGUCUGUCAGCUUACGUCGCUGCGCUUCGCACCCCUAAGAGCGGUAACACUUGCCUCCUCCUGGGACCUGGAAAAGGCCAUCAGCUUCAACCAAGAGAUACCUGACUUCAUCGACUCAUGCAUCCACACACUUAUCGAGGCUCAAGCUGAACAACGUCCUGACGCAAUUGCUGUUUCUGCUUGGGAUGGAGAGCUUACCUACAGCCAACUCAACAGUGCCGCCAACCGCUUAUCCCAUCAUCUGAUAGACAGGUACUCUCUCCAAAUAGAGGAUCUCGUCCACGUGUGCUUUGAGAAGUCCAUCUGGCAUGUGAUAUCGGUCUUAGCCAUCAACAAAGCUGGUGCAGCUUGGGUUCCCUUCGAUCCCUCACAUCCCGAACAGCGGCUUCGACAAAUUGUCAGCCAGACAGGUGCGAAGCUUGCGUUGGCCUCGUCAGGCAAUGCGGCUUUAUGUGGAAAGGUCGUCGAGCGUGUGCUCGAAGUGAACAGCGCGAGUGAUGAUCAGCUGGUUAGCAAGGGUAUCAGUUCAGAUAACCCGAGUAUUCCGGUAACUCCUCGCAACGCCGCAUAUGUCCUGUUCACGUCUGGUUCGACAGGUACUCCAAAGGGCAUCGUCCUAGAGCAUGCCGCUGUGUGCACCAGUCAGACCGCGUUGUCAAAGAGAUUCGGCCUGAAAAGCAAUGACCGAAUGCUCCAAUUCACAGCGUUUACCUUUGACCCCUCAGUCACAGAGAUCUUUGCGACGCUGAUGUUAGGCGCCUGUGUCUGUAUUCCGUCGGACUGGACAAGGAUGAACGACCUCGCUACCUUCAUUAACCAGAACUCCGUCAAUUGGACUUUGCUUACACCUUCUUUCCUACGGACACUAAGUCCUGAGGAUGCACAGAGCUUAGAAGCACUCGUCGUUACCGGAGAAGCUCCCACUCUGGACAUCUUCAACACGUGGAUUGGCAAGGUGCGCCUUAUCAACGGCUGGGGACCGACAGAAACCUGCGUGAUCAGCAGUACACAUGAGUGGCAGUCUGCAGAAGAGUCGUAUCUCAAAAUUGGUAAGCCGGUGGGCAGCUGCUGUUGGAUUGUUGAUUCGAAGCAUACCAGCCAGCUAGCCGCCAUCGGUGUUGUGGGGGAACUUGUUGUCCAGGGUCCAACGCUCCUCCGUGAGUACCUUGCAGCUCCCGACAAAACCAAGGAGGCAGUCGUUACAGAUAUGCCAAGCUGGGUUCCUCGUCAAGGGCUUGUUGGCUGGAACCGACUGUAUAAGACGGGUGACCUUUGCUAUUAUAACCCGGACGGCACCAUCCAGUACUGUUCUCGCAGGGACACGCAAAUCAAGAUCCGAGGUCAGAGAAUUGAGGCUGGGGAGAUUGAGCAUCGCAUUUCACAAGCUUUGUCCAUCCAUCAAGUUGCAGUGGAAGUCGUCAACACUGACAAUGGCCAUACUCUGGUCGCGUACAUCUGCUUCACUUCGGAACUCAGAAAGAUUUCUUCCACCGCGACAGCUGACGAAGUCUUUGCGCCGCUCACAGAUGACACGCAACGAUUGAUAUCCGAGGCAGUGGCACAGCUGAGGACAAGCCUGCCACUUUACAUGAUACCGACGCUGUUCAUUACCUGCAAGUUCAUGCCGUCCAUCACCUCCGUCAAGCUGGACAGAAAGUCGCUCCGACAGUUCACAGCUAUGCUUGAUCGAGACCAACUUACCGGUUACUCGUUAACCGACGCUGCCAAGGAACCCCCAUCAACCGAGAUGGAAUUGCUGCUUCAGUCUCUAUGGGCAGAAGUGCUAAGUAUUCCUGCCGAAUCCAUCGGUCGUCAUGACAACUUCUUCCAGAUCGGCGGUGAUUCAGUUGUUGCAAUCCAACUGGUUUCGAUAGCUCGAAAGAUUGGCUUCCCCAUCUCUGUCACGGACAUCUCCGACGACCCAAGGCUACAUGCUGUUGCCACCAAAAUGGCUCUGGCUGACGGCCACGUCAUAUCAUCUGAUGAAGUUCCGCCAUUCAGCUUGGUACCCCAGUCUAUCCACAAGGCUAUAUCAGGGGGCGAUGCAGAACUUCAAUGCAAACUGACGGAGGGCCAAGCUAUUGAAGAUGCCUACCCUUGCACUCCGCUCCAAGAGGGCCUCUUGAAUACAACUUUGAAGCAACCAGGCGCGUAUAUAGCCAGGUUCCGCUACCGCCUUGGAGAGGGUACCGACGUUUCACGCUUUAUCGCCGCAUGGAACCGAACCGUGGAAGCGUGUGCAAACUUGCGAACCCGUAUCAUCGUCAUAAAUAACAGCACCAUCCAAGUCGUUGUCAGAAACGGCUGUCGCUGGAAUGACGAGGAGAAGACGAUGUUGCCAAGCCAUGGCCAGCAAGACCUUGAAGUUGAUUAUGGCUUGCCGCUGUGUGACUACUCUCUGAUUGAGCAUGAUGGCGCCAAUUACUUCUGCCUCCGGCUACACCAUUCAAUUUACGAUGGCUGGUCAGUUCCGCUGAUGCUCAGCACUUUGCAGAGCUAUUACACUGCAUUGGAUGUCUCUCCGCUUUACCCGUACUCUCGAUUCGUCAAGUAUAUCAUGGGUAUUGAUUCUGAUAUCUCAGCCGAAUUUUGGACUUCUCAGUUGGAGGGUGCCAAGCCCAUGAGCUUUCCAACGGUGAGCGAGGGCGGCAAAAUCGAGUCGAAACAAACGAGGCUUCAGUCAAUCACCGUCGGAAUCCGACAAUCGUCCAACAGCUCCAUCACAAAAGCUGCGAUUAUACGAGCUGCUUGGGCUAUUGUGCUGGCCAGAUAUAGCGGUGUCAAUGAUGUGUGCUUUGGCUCAAGUGUUUCUGGCCGUCAAGCUGCAGUCCCUGGCCUGGAGUCCAUCCCUGGCCUCGUUGUCGCUACUGUGCCGAUUCGUGUCCAGAUAGACGACCAGCAGUCUGUAUCGACAUUCUUACGAAGUGUCCAGAACCAAGCCUUUGACAUGAUUCCACAUGAGCAAUUCGGGCUGAAGAACAUCUCGAACCUCAACGAUGCAGCCAAGGCCGCUUGUGACUUCAAGUCAUUGGUCGUUGUGCAGCCGGUGCAAAAACUGACUCACGAGAGCAACCUGCUCAGCUUCGCAACAGACCUUGAGGGAAGCAGCAAAGUGGAAAUGCUCCAGGGUUAUCUGAGCUAUCCCCUGGUUGCUCAAUGCAUGCUGGCUGACGAUAGCGUCGACCUCGAUCUGUAUUACGAUCCAUCAGUCGUGCCUGAACAUCAGGUGCAAGGUCUCUCUCACGCCUUCAAGCAUGUGUUUGAACAGCUUCUUGUUUCUCCCAAUCAGUCACUGUCGCAAAUGCUCGCUGAGGUGCCUUGGGAAGUCGACUUUGCCGCCUCAGCCAACGGAGUCCCACCCACGACUAUCGAGCGAUGCGUCCACUCUCUGAUUGAAGACGAGACGCUCAAGCAUCCGGCCACACUCGCCGUAGAUGCUUGCGACGCCCGUUUCACGUACCAACAGCUGGAUAUUUGCGCCAAUAGGUUAUCGCAUCACCUGAUCAACAACUUCCACGUCAAGAAGGGCGAUGUUGUACACGUCUGUUUUGACAAGUCAGCUUGGUAUAUCGUCGCCAUCUUGGCCAUCAACAAAGCUGGCGCGACCUGGUCGCCACUUGAUCCCACUCAUCCUGUUCAGCGGUACCAGCAGAUCAUCUCGCAGACUGGCGCGGAGCUGAUCUUGGCUUCUCCGACAAACACAUCAAAGUGUACCAAUCUGACGCCUUUCGUUCUCGAGGUGUCAUCUAGGUUGGACCAGGCCUUGUCUACAAAGGACGUGCUUAAGCACCGACCCAAUGUCGACGUCUCUCCAUCAGAUGCUGCCUACAUCAUCUUCACAUCCGGAACAACAGGCAUGCCCAAGGGCGUCGUCAUCGAACACGGGUCCUUGUGUACAUCGCAGACGGCCUUAGCUCUCAACGUUGGCCUCACAGAUCAAUCCAGAACGCUCCAGUUUGCUUCCUUUGUCUUCGACGCGUGCAUCUUCGAAAUUAUCGCAACGCUGCUUGUCGGUGGCUGCAUAUGUAUGCCAUCUUGGGACGAACAGAUGAACAACCUGACAGGCUACAUGGUCAAAGCUUCUGUAAACGCCGCAUUCGCUACCCCAACUGUUGCGCGUAGCUUGAAGCCGGAAGACAUACCUUGCCUUCAAGUACUUCUUGUGGGAGGCGAGGCUGCCGCGUCAGAUAUUGUAUCAACGUGGUUCGGAAAGCUACGGCUAUACAAUGCCUGGGGUCCAACAGAGACAUGUGUCAUCGCUUCCCUCCAUCCAUGGACUGGUCCAAACGACUCUCCCAGGACCAUUGGGCGGUCUAUCUUGGGUAAUUGGUGGAUCGUAGAUCCAAACGAUCCCAGGAAACUUGUUCCCACCGGAUGUGUUGGCGAAAUUGUCUACCAGGGCCCAACUCUCUUCAGGGAAUACCUGGCUAAUCCAGCCAAGACCGACGAGGUCAUUGUGUCUUCUCUUCCGUAUUGGGUACCCAAUCGUGAAUUGAGAGGCUGGGAUCGCUUCUAUAGAACUGGAGACCUGGGACAUUACAAUCCAGAUGGUACAAUCGAGUUUGCUGGUCGUAAAGAUACCCAGGUCAAGAUCCGUGGACUUCGUAUCGAGUUGCACGAGAUUGAGCAACAGAUCAUCACGAACCUUUCUGGUGCUCGCCAAGUCGCGGUCGACGUUAUGAAGCGGGACGAAGCGUCUCAACUAGUAGCUUUUUACAGCUUCAGCAACGAGACUCUUUCUUCCCAUCUUGGAACAGGCCCUGACGGAAAGGCGAUAUUCGCACCCUUGGAUAACAAUGCUGCGCCUCAAAUCCAUGAUUUGAUCUCUCUUCUCAAAGGUGUUCUACCGCCUUAUAUGAUUCCCACAACUUUCAUCCCCUGUCAACAUAUGCCGAUUGGAACGUCAACCAAGCUAGACCGGAAGCUCCUUGUGCAGAUGGCCACGUCGCUGUCUAGAGAGCAGUUCGAACAGUACUCCCUCGUCGGAAGUACUAAACGUGCUCUCGAAACGACAAUGGAGGCAAGAUUGCAGCAAGUCUGGGCUGACAUUUUGCAUAUCCCAGCCGAAUCGAUUGGAAGGGAUGAUAACUUCCUCCAGAUUGGAGGCGAUUCGAUGUCAGUCAUCUUGCUCGUCUCUGCAGCUCGUGAGAGCGGCAUCAGUAUCAGCGCCAGGGACGUGUUCCAAGAUGCUCGCCUUCUCAGUGUGGCCGCGAAAGCCGAAGUCAUCGCUGAUGAUGACGAUGACUUCGGCGACGUUGAACCGUUUGGUAUGCUGGAAGAAGCUGAGUUGGACUUCCUUCAAACAGACGAAGCCAAAUCUUGCCUUGGCUUGAGCCAUAGUAUGAGUAUCGAAGAUGCAUUCCCUUGCUCGAAGCUUCAAGAAGGUCUAAUGGCCCUAGCUGUGCAAAAGCCGGGCUCUUACAUUGGCACAUUCCACUACCGCCUUUCUAAAUCGGCUGACAUUGACAGCUUCAAGGCUGCGUGGCAAAGAACGGUUGAGAUGUGUCCCAACCUGCGGACUCGAAUCCUGAAUAUCGACGGAGCCUCUAUCCAGGUUGUGCUCCAGAACGAUUUCGAGUGGGAGUCCACGCAAGAGGGCUCUUUGGAUGGCUUCCUUGAGGCUUCACGCGAUAUUAGGAUGGAAUAUGGUUCCCGACUGUGUCGUUAUGCUCUGAUUACCCAAGAUGGGAGCACUCGCUUCAUCUUGACUAUGCAUCACGCGGUCUUUGACGGCUGGACAAUGCGUCUGGUGCUCGAGACGCUGGAUAGCGCAUAUCACGGCGAUGCGGUUGCCGAACUCAGUCCAUAUUCCCGGUUCAUCCAGUAUACUCUCGAUUCGGAUCAAGCAUCGGCAAGCGAGUAUUGGCUUAGCCAACUUCGCAACGCAAAGAAGGCAAGCUAUCCCAACCGUCUCACUCCAGGCGAGCAGCCAGCCAACGCGAACAGCACGGGAUACCUCGAGUCGGAGAUGCAAAUUCCCAAGAUUUCCGCUGGUACUACAAAGGCAACCAUUUUGCGCGCUGCCUGGGCAAUCGUACUGGCUCGCUACUGUGAUGCCAACGAUAUUUGUUUUGGUACAACGGUGUCGGGCCGGCAAGCGCCAGUUCCUGGCUUGGCCGAAAUGCCUGGUCCAGUCAUUGCGACGAUUCCCGUUCGAAUCCAUCUUGAAGAUGGUGGCAAACCGAUCUCCGACUUCCUAGAGGACAUUCAGUCACAGGCAAUGGAAAUGGUUGCAUAUGAGCAGUUCGGUCUGCACAACAUUGCCAAGUUGAGCGACGAUGCUAAAGACGCCUGUGACUUUUCAAGCUUGCUUGUGAUUCAACCAAGGCAGAUUCUGUCGCACAUCAAUGGAGCUGGCGAUGCCCUCCUUGUUGCGCGGUCCGAUGAGUCGGCGGACGAAGCACUAGAAAGCUAUUUCACUUACCCUCUCGUCAUCCAAGCUCACCUUCAUGAUGAUGGGGACAAGCUUGUCUUCAUCUACAACAAGUUCUCUCUCUCUGAACAGCAGCUUAUUACGCUCUCGCAUCAGUUCCAGCAUGUUGUUUCUCAGCUGGCUUCACAUCCCGACCUAUUGCUGAAAGACCUCUCUAUCACGUCUGAGUGGGAUGUUAAGCAGUCUGUUGAGUUCAACUCUGAAGUGCCAGAGAUAAUCGACUCCUGCGUCCACAAGCUCAUUGAAGCCCAGGCCCACCGGGCGCCAAACGCCUUGGCAGUGUCUGCCUGGGACGGCGACUUAACCUAUAGCCAACUCAACAAAUCUGCAAAUCGACUGGCGCGUCAUCUUGUGAAGAACUAUGACAUUCGGCCUGACGACCUUGUUCAUGUGUGCUUUGAAAAGUCUCUUUGGCACUUUGUUGCAAUUGUUGCCAUCAAUAAGGCGGGUGCGGCGUGGGUUCCAUUGGAUCCCUCGUAUCCAGAGCAAAGGCUACGGCAAGUGGUCGACCAGACGCGGGCGACCCUUGUGUUGUCGUCGGCACGCAAUGAAAAGCUGUGCUCAACCCUUCUUGAGAACGUCGUUCGACUUGAUGAUAAGCUCGACCAGAGAUUGGCCGUCACGGAAAAUGGCGACGAAGGUCCAGCUGUUGCCGUUACGCCGAAUCACGCGGUGUACGUGCUCUUUACGUCUGGAAGCACAGGCAAACCGAAGGGCCUAGUGAUGGAACAUGGUGCUGUUUGCACAAGCCAGACGGCCAUAGCCAAGAGGCUCAACCUGACGUCUGAGGUCCGGAUGCUACAGUUUGCGGCUUUCGUGUUCGAUCUCUCUAUUGGUGAAAUCAUCGGGCCUCUGAUUUCCGGUGCAUGCAUCUGUGUUCCAUCAGAGGACACUCGAAUGAACGGAUUGAAGGAAUUUGUCAACGACACGAAGGUUACCUGGGCGUAUCUAACGCCGGCCUUUGUGAGGACCCUGGUUCCGGAAGACAUGCCUGCUCUGCAGCUUUUGCUCUUAGCCGGUGAAGCAGUGCCUCGGGACGUGCUGACCACUUGGUUUGGCAAAGUCCGUCUUGUCAAUGGCUGGGGUCCUGCUGAGACAUGUUGCUUCAGCACACUUCAUGAAUGGUCUUCUGUAGAUGAAUCACCACUUGUCGUUGGCCGCCCCGUUGGAGGGUUCUGCUGGAUCGUCAACCCGGAAGAUCCCCAGCGUCUCACUCCGACAGGAACACUUGGAGAGAUUGUCAUACAGGGUCCCACGAUCCUACGCGAGUACCUUGCCGAUGUCGAACGCACAAAGGACUCAACUGUAUACUCUCUGCCAACAUGGGCGCCGCGGCCGGACUCCAAGAAUUGGAAUAAGUUCUAUAAGUCUGGUGACCUUGGGUACUAUGGUCCCGACGGCACAAUUGUUUUCAGCAGUCGCAAGGACACGCAGAUCAAGAUCCGUGGCCUAAGGGUCGAACUCGGGGAAGUUGAGCAUUAUGUUCGCGAGAUUCUGGACGGCGUGCGACAAGUCGUUGUCGACGUGUACCAAAAGGAGGGUCGGUCGAAUCUCGUCGCUUACAUUUGCUUCAGUGACGAGAUGAAGAAUCCAUCUGCGGAUGAACUAUUCACUGCAGAUGGCUUAUUUGCAGCCAUCACGACUGACCUUCGCCAAAGGAUUGCCAUCAUGCUUGGCGAGCUCCGGAUCGCGUUGCCUACUUACAUGAUUCCUUCUCUCUUCAUCCCUUGCAGAUUUAUGCCUUCCAUUACGUCCACCAAGCUUGACAGAAAGACUCUGCGCCACCUGAUGGACUCGCUGAAUGACGAGCAGCGGAAUGCUUACGCUCUCCUCAACAGCCAGAAACGCGAGCCCGAAACAGAGAUGGAAAUUCAACUUCAAGCUCUUUGGGCAGAUGUUUUGGGCAUCCCUGCUGCUUCCAUUGGCCGAGACGACAGUUUCUUGCAGGUUGGCGGAGACUCCAUCUUGGCCAUUCAGUUGGCCUCUCGCGCCCGAGAAAUGGGAAUUUCCUUUCAGGUGAAGGAUGUGUUUGAUGACCCCAGAUUGGUGGCUCUGUCAUUGAAGGCUACGAAGACAACUGACCAGUUGGAAACUCAUGUCGCGCCACUUAGCAUGGUAACCGACAGACUGAGGGAUGCAGUCUUUAGUGAUGAUGUUCGCAAACAAUGCUGCUUAUCCGAAGAGCAGGUGAUUGAAGACUGCUACCCUUGUACUUCACUACAAGAGGGUCUGAUGGCUCUCACUGCUAAACAGCCUGGAUCUUACGUGGCGAACUAUGUGUUCCGGUUACCUAGGCAUGUCGAUAUCUCGCGAUUUGUUGCUGCCUGGAACCAGAUGUCCGAUAUCUGCUCCAACCUCCGCACUCGCAUCAUUCACUUGGAUGGGGAGUCUGUUCAAAUCGUCGUUCGAGGUGGAAACCAGUGGCGAUCUACGGAGAAUCAGACUUUGUCCUCAGUUCUUGAUUCAUCCGAGAACUUGAAGAUGACAUAUGGAACGGCUCUCUCUUCCUGUGCUAUCGUUCAUGAUGGUGACAGCGAUUAUUUCGUCUGGUCAGCCCAUCACUCCAUCUACGAUGGCUGGACGAUGCGGAUCCUAUUCAGCACCCUGUAUUCAGCCUACUAUGGCGAUUCCCUGUCUCCUGUUCGGCCUUAUUCCUCCUUCAUCAACUACUACAGGAAUAUUGACACCGGAAAGGCCGCAGAAUUCUGGACCAAGGAGCUAGCUGGGUCAAAGCGGGCAGAAUUCCCGACCAGCCAACGCUCCAUCUCCGCGGCCAGGACGGAUGUGUACCAUUCGACCAUUGUGCUACCAGAGACCUUGAAUAUCCCUGUAACAAAGGCCACAGUUGUUCGGGCUGCUUGGGCAGUCGUCCUUGCCCGGUAUUGCGAUACCGACGAUGUCACUUUUGGUACAACCGUCUCCGGCAGACAGGCCCCUGUCCAGGGUGUUGAAUCAAUCGUCGGGCCGAUGAUCGCAACUGUUCCAGUUCGUGUCCGACUCGAUAAGAACGGCCCUGUUUCUCAGUUUUUGAGUGAUGUUCAAUCACAAGCAUCCUCCAUGAUUCCCUAUGAGCAGCUCGGAUUGCAGAAUAUUGCCAAGCUUAGUUCUGAUGCGAAGGAGGCUUGUGAAUUUUCCAGUCUCCUUGUCAUUCAACCACCAGCUCAUGAUCCUGCCGGCGGGGAUGACUCAAAGGCAAUUCUCUCACACAGCGAGACGGAACAGGACGAGACGGAAAAGGCUAUGCAAGGCUAUUUCAACUACCCUCUCGUCAUCAUCAGUGGCAUUGGCGAGAAGGCUAUUGAGCAGCGGCUCUUUUACAACUCCGAUGUCCUUGGCAAGGACCAGAUAGAAGCGUUGUCUCAUCACAUAGAGCAUGUCACACACCAGCUUCUCAAUAACAGCGGCAUGCAGAAGGAUAUUUCCCUGAUCGGCUCGUGGGAACUGCAAAAGGCCGUCGAUGCGUCUCGUCUUCGCCCUGCAACGGAAUCAUGCACACACUGGUUGAUCCAAGACCAAGUCAGAUUACAGCCUGACCAGAUCGCUAUCUCCUCAUGGGAUGGAGACCUGACCUAUGCUCAGCUUGGAAAACAUGUCGCGCGCUUAGCUGCAAGAUUGCAAGAGCUUGAUGUUGGACCUGAGUCAUUGGUCCCUCUCUGCUUCCACAAAUCGAAGUGGGCUGUGGUCGCUAUGGUGGCUGUUCAAAUGGCCGGAGGUGCCUUUAUUCCCCUCGAUCCUGGUGCCUCGCCAGCCAGAUUACAAGGAAUUCUCCAGGAUACGGGAGCUACGCUGGCUAUAACCAGCUCAGAGUGUCAAGGAUUACUUCAGUCACUUGGCAUGAAAGCUGUUACAGUGGACGAUCAAAGUAUCUCCGAGCUGCCAGCCGAGUUCGACCUGCGGUCAGAGGCUAGGCCUACCAACGCCAGCGUCAUCCUCUUUACAUCUGGUAGCACUGGCAAGCCAAAGGGCAUGAUUAUUGAGCACAGAAGUAUCUGUUCCUCGAGCGAUGCCUACGGUGCCGAUUUGAAGAUUGAAGCCGGCACCCGGGUGUUCCAAUUCUCCGCAUACACGUUCGACGUUGGUGUCCUGGAUUGUCUUGUGACGCUGAUGAGAGGUGCCUGCAUCUGCAUUCCAUCCGAUCAUGACCGUCUGAACAACCUUGCGGCCGCCAUUACUGCGUCUAAAGCCGAUUGGGUAUUCCUCACGCCAACUGUUGCAGACCUCCUCAACCCGGUGGAAGUCCCUACUUUGAAGACUGUCUGUCUGGGUGGCGAAGCCAUUACCAAGAAGUGUGCUGACAGGUGGGUUGGCCAUGUGAGCCUGCAUGGCCUCUAUGGCCCAGCCGAAGCGUCUAUCUGUGCAUGGAACUCGGUAGUAGGGAGAUCAGGGCGCCCCACGAAUCUCGGACACCCCAUAUCCAGUGCGUUUUGGGUUGUUAAUGUCAAUGACCCGAAAUCACUGGUGCCAAUCGGCUGUAUUGGUGAACUUCUUAUCGAGGGUCCAAUGCUUGCUCGGGGGUAUCUGAAUGUGACGGCCGAGGUCGCCGCCAACUGGCUUGAAGGCGUUGACUGGCUUCCUGGUGACAACCGACCUAGGAGAGCUUAUCGAACCGGUGAUCUCGUCAGGCGGAAUGCGGAUGGUACGUUCGACUACAUCGGCCGCAAAGAUACCCAGGUUAAGCUUCACGGUCAGCGUGUCGAGCUGGGAGAGAUUGAGACCCGAAUUCAGGAGUUCUUGCCGCAAAACAUGGCUGCGAUUGUGGACGUUGUUAAAGACAAUGACGCCCCGGCUACCUUGUUGGCUUUCAUCUGGAACUCUGAUGGAAGCUCUGCCUCGCCAGCCCGUCUCGUGGACACCGUAUCGGAUGAAGCGCGAGCCAUGGUUUUGCACUUGGAUACGUCUCUGAACACAAUUUUGCCCUCAUACAUGAUUCCGUCCUCUUACCUCCUCUUCAGUGGGAAGCCGGAGCAAACCACAACGGGCAAGAUCAAUCGCCGGUCUUUGACUGGCCAAGCCCAGCAUAUCACUGCUCAAGAGCGUCUGCGCUUUGCUCCUGAUACCAGCUUCCGCGUGCUCCCAACUACACCCAUGGAAUUCAAGUUACGCGAGCUAUGGGCACAGAUUCUCCGUAUUGAACCUGAUGAUAUUUGCAAGAACGACAGCUUCUUACGCCUCGGUGGCGAUUCGAUAUCUGCUAUUCAGCUGGUGUCGAAAGCCCAACUGCAAGGUCUCGAUCUGACAGUCGCGACGAUUUUUCAAUCUCCUCGUCUCGAGCAAAUGGCCAGCGCCAUCGUCGAGGAUGAGUUGACUGUAUACAGUGAGAUCCGGCCGUUCGAUAUGCUUCCGGCAGGGGAGUCCAGUACCAUCCUGGCUGAAGCCCGAGAUCAGUGCUCGCUGCCUGACAGUGCUAUCAUCGAAGACUCUUACCCUUGUACCAAGCUUCAAGAGGGCUUAAUGGCGUUAUCCGUCAAGCAACCUGGCAGUUACGUCGCCAAAUAUCUCUACCGCCUUCCUGACCACGUCGAUGUGGCUCGUUUCAAGUCAGCUUGGAAGCAGACUAUGCAUAUUUGUGCCAGUUUGCGCAGCAGAAUCAUCAACACAUCGGCCAAGUCGACAUUCCAAAUCGUACUGAAUCCCGAGUCGAGUUCAGAGCCGCUACCGUAUCACGAUCUACAAGCUGUACUACGAUAUGCUCAGACGAUCAAAAUGACAUACGGUUCAGCAUUGUGUCAAUUUGCGUUUGUUGAAGACGAGCAGCGGAGUGUGUUCUUUUUCUGGGCCAUGCAUCAUACAGUUUUCGACGGCCUGUCCACACAAGUUAUCCUGGGCAUCUUGCACAAAGCGUACUUCGGCCUUGAAACUCCUGUCUUGACUCCUUACUCUCGUUUUAUCCAGUAUCUUUUGCAGAUAGAUGAGGAGGCUGCCUCUGCUUAUUGGAGAGAUGCUCUACAUGAUGCCAAGCCAGCACAAUUGCCUUCGCUGCAUAACACCCACGACAAAGUAGUUGCUACUUGUGUUUUGGAAACACCAAUUGGCUUUGUCGAUGCCAGCAAACUCAAUGUGACGUUAGCAACCGUCAUUCGAUCCGCCUGGGCCAUUGUCCUUGCGAGAUAUUGUGACACUGACGAUGUAUGCUUCGGCAUCGCCACCUCAGGCCGUCAGGCUCCCGUUCCUGGAAUCGUUGACAUGGUAGGGCCGGUGAUUGCGACGGUUCCUGUACGAGUCAGACUGGAUCGUCAACAGCCCGUAUCAGAUUUCUUACAGAGCGUCCAACAGGGCGCAGUAGGAAUGAUUCCGUACGAACAAUUCGGUCUACAGAACAUCACGAAACUCAGCAGAGACGCCUAUGAAGCGUGCCAGUUCUCAAGUUUGCUGGUCGUCCAGCCCAUACGCCACAUUGCCAACAGCGAGGAGAGCAAGGAACUGCUUUCUGCUGCAGAGGUGACCGAAGGUCUCUCUGACUCCCUGAACAACUUCUUCAACUAUCCCCUGAUUGUACAAGGCCACUUGUAUGGUGAUAAGGUAAAAAUUGCAGUGGCAUACGAUCGAAAUGUUUUGACAGAGCGCCAGGUUCAAGCCUUAUCCGAACAGCUUGGCCAUGUCAUUCACCAGCUCGCUUCGGGCGCUGGCACUUCCCUCGAGUCUAUCUUGAUCGCUUCAUCUCACGACCUUGAAUUGGCUUUAGCUGUCAAUAGCGAGGUGCCGGAGAUUAUCAGUUCAUGCGUGCAUGAGUUGAUUGACAAACAAGCUCAGAUCUCCCCACAAGCACCAGCAAUCUUGGCAUGCGAUGCGGAACUCACGUACAGCGACUUGGCUGCCGCUUCGGACAGACUAGCAUACCAUCUCAUCCACAGUCAUGGUGUCAAGCCUGGUGAUUUUGUCAGUGUCUGCUUUGGGAAGUCUGCUUGGCAUUUCGUGUCAAUAUUCGCGAUCAACAAGGCUGGAGCUGCUUGGGUUCCCUUGGAGCCAUCCCAGCCCGAAGCGCGUUUGCGCCAGAUUGUUCUCCAGACCAAGGCUCGCCUGGCGUUGGUAUCACCCAGUAAUGCCGAACUCUGUGCCAAACUCGUCACAGACGUGGUCGAAGUCACGGCUGAGCUGGAUCAACAACUGGGCCGUUCUGUGUCAGAACCAUUCAAACCGCUCGCAAUAUCGCCUCGCAGUCCUGCCUACAUUCUGUUUACCUCUGGCAGUACUGGAACGCCAAAGGGUUUUGUUAUAGAGCACCAAUCACUCAGCACCAGCCAAACGGCUCUUGCUACCAGACUCAAGAUGACCUCGAGUGUGCGAAUCAUGCAAUUUGCUUCCUACGUUUUCGACAUGUCUCUCGGAGAAUCUAUUGGACCACUGAUCUCCGGAGCUUGUGUUUGCAUUCCCUCGGACCGAGAACGCAUGGAGAAUAUUGCGACUUUCAUUCGAAAGCGUCAAAUUAAUUGGGCUUUCCUCACACCCGUAUUCGCCCGCACAAUCCAGCCCGCAGACGUCCCUAGUCUAGAACUCCUUUUACUAGGUGGUGAAGCUGUCCCCCAGGACUUGUGCCUCACAUGGUUUGGAAAAGUGCGACUGAUCAACGCCUGGGGCCCUGCAGAGGCCUGUGUCAUCAGUGCUGUGCAUGAGUGGACGUCUGCUGAGACUUCGUCGCUGGUUAUCGGCCGUCCGGUGGGCGGCUUCUGCUGGAUUGUCGAUCCUGAGAUGCCUCAGUCCCUUGCGCCAUUCGGCACAAUGGGAGAGGUGGCUAUCCAGGGCCCAACACUACUACGUGAAUAUCUGGAUGAGCCCGAACGAACAAAGGCUGCCCUUAUACCCAGACCCAGCUGGGCGCCUCAACCAGAUGCCCAACACUGGAACCGACUCUACCGAACUGGUGAUCUAUGCUUCUACAACUCUGAUGGCAACCUUGUCUUCGGUGGCCGCAGGGAUACGCAAGUCAAGAUACGCGGCUUCCGGGUCGAGAUUGGAGAUAUUGAGCAUCAUAUCCGCGACAAGCUGGAUGAUGUCUGCGAGGCUGCUGUUGAAGUCUUGAAGAGCACUACUGGCGCAAGUCUCAUAGCUUUUGUCAGCUUCAAGUCUGGAAUCGAGCAGCCAGACAUUGAGAGUAGUGGAUCGAGCGGUGAAGUGUUCCUACAACCGACCUCUCGCAUGCAGAAGGCUUUCAGAGCCUUGGAAGGACGUCUGAAGGCUACUCUACCCCCCUAUAUGGUCCCGUCAAUAUUCGUCCCUUGCAAGUACCUUCCAUCCACAACCUCUGACAAGCUAGAUCGCAAGAAGCUGAAGGCUAUGGCGUCUUCUCUAAGCCUUGAGGAUCUAUCCAAGUAUACGCUCUCCGACCUGGAGAAGCAGGGUCCGGAGACGGAGAUGGAAAAACGGAUACAGCUCAUUUGGGCCGAGCUACUGAACGUCCCUGCUACAUCCAUUGGUCGGGAUGACAGCUUCCUGCAGAUUGGUGGCGAUUCAAUCAUCGCCAUUCACUUCGUCACUGCUGCUCAGAACUCCAACAUUGGGCUUUCGGUGGCGGAUAUCUUUGAUGACCCCAGGCUAUUAGCCGUUGCCGCGAAGGCGAUCAGCCUCACGAGAAGCGGUCAAGCUGCAGAAAUCCCCCAAUUUGGCCUCAUCGAUGAACAAACCCAGCAAUUACUUUCUAGCCAAGAUUUGCGACAAAAUUACCACUUGGCUGAUGAUGUUGUCCUUCGAGAUGCUUACCCUUCGACCAAGAUGCAGGAAGGUCUUCUGGCUCUUACAGAGAAACAGCCUGGAAGCUAUGUUGCAAAAUUCGUCUACCGCCUCGGUCGUACUGUCGACGUUUUGAGGUUCCGAUCUGCAUUUGAAGAUAUGGUAAAACUCUGCGACAACUUGCGCACAAGAGUUGUUAUGGUCGGGAGCCAAACCGUCCAACUCGUCCUUGAGAAUGAUUUCGCAUGGGAUGAAGUACAAGGACAGGAGCUGCAGUCGUACAUGCACGCUCUAGGUUCGUCAAACAUGGCUUAUGGCUCGCGAUUGAGUCGAGGUGCGAUUGUCAUGGAUGGGGACGAGGUCUACUUUGUGUGGGCUUUGCACCACUCCAUCUUUGACGGUUGGACAAUGCGUCUCAUGAUGGACGUCCUUCAUUCAAUGUAUGAUGGCCGGUCCCCGCCGUCUCUACAAUCGUACAACAGGUUCGUUGCAUACGUCGGCAACCUCAAUCACGAAGAGACAAGAAACUAUUGGGGGGCACAGCUUGACGGUGCAAGCCGGGCCGCGUAUCCUCCGCUCUCAAAGACCAGCUCGAACUCUAGCAAAAGCCUGGAGCGAGGUAUGCAGUUGCCCAAUAUGACCGACUUGUCGGCCACCAAAGCUACGGUCAUUCGGGCUGCAUGGGCAAUGCUCCUCGCAAGAUACUGUGAGACGGAUGAUGUCUGCUUCGGUGCUACUGUCUCUGGCCGCCAAGCCCCUGUUCCAGGAUUGCCCGAUAUGCCUGGGCCUGCUGUUGCUACCGUGCCUAUCCGUGUCCGAUUAGACAAGCACCGGAGCGUUUCGGACUAUCUUGACACCAUACAAAGCCAGGCCCUGAAGAUGAUUCCCUACGAGCAGUUUGGCCUCCAGGAAAUCCAGAAAAUCAGUCCUAGGGCUCAAGAGGUGUGCAACUUCUCGAGCUUGUUGGUUGUUCAACCGAUGCAGCACUUGAUCAAUGGUGAGCAUGCACUGCUUCAGCCCGUCGAGGUUGAGUCACAAGAGGAAAGCUCUUUGCAGAAUUACUUCACGUACCCUCUCGUCAUCCAGGGGCACGUCAUGGGCGAAGACAUCAAGUUGAUGUUCAUCUAUGACUCGAACGUCUUGCCAGAGUCUCAGGUUCUGGCCAUAUCUCAUCAGAUGGAACACAUCAUGAGGCAGCUAAUUGCCAAGCCGCAGUCACUGCUUGGAGAUCUGUCUCUGACUUGCGACUGGGAUGUCAAAUUCGCAGAAAAGGCCAACAGGGAAGAUCCACCGGAAAUCAUUGACUCUUGCUUGCACGAUCUCAUUGAGUGCCAGGCAGAGAUACGUCCAGACGCUGUUGCCAUACUGGGCUGGGAUAAGGUGCUUACCUAUGACGAGUUGAACAAAGCAGCCAACAGGCUGGCUCAUCAUCUAGUCAUGGACAUCGGAGUCAAAGCUCACGACCUGGUCCAAGUGUGCUUUACCAAAUCGGCCUGGUAUGCUGUAGCCAUCUUGGCAAUCAACAAAGUCGGCGCCGCUUGGGUCCCUAUCGAUCCCUCACACCCUCUGCAACGCCAUCAACAGGUAACAGCCCAGACAAAGGCGCGAGUUGCACUGGCGUCUCAGGACAAUGUGGAAAGAUGCUCCCAAUUAGUUACAUCUGUUGUUGUCGUCUCUUCUUCCCUGGAUUCUGAUCUCUGUAAGAAGGGCUUCAGUAGCUCUCAAGGUCCGGACGUUUUAGUCACUCCGAAGCACGCCGCCUAUGUCUUGUUCACUUCUGGAAGCACAGGUGUACCCAAAGGCCUAAUCAUGGAACACGGUGCCCUCUGUACGAGUCAGAUGGCUGCUGGCAAACGCUUCGGGUUCACGCCAAGUGUCAAGAUCCUGCAAUUCGCUGCCUAUGUGUUUGACUAUUCGAUCAGCGAGAUGCUCGCAGCCAUGAUGUACGGUGCCUGUGUGUGCAUUCCGUCCGAAGAAGACCGUAUGAACAGACUGAAGGAGUACGUUAACGACACCGGCAUCAAUUGGUUAUUCCUUACCCCGUCCUUCCUACAGACCUUGAGGCCUGAGGAUGUGCCAAGUGUAGAAUUGGUAGCCCUUGGUGGCGAGGCUGUCCCACGCGCCCUAUUUGAAGAAUGGAUUGGAAAAGUGAGAUUCUUCAAUGCUUGGGGCCCGUCGGAGACAUGCGUCAUGAGCGCAAUGCACGAAUGGAGAUCUUCAGAAGAGUCAGCUUUGACGAUUGGAAAGCCAGUGGGUGGGUUCUGCUGGAUUGUUGAUCCAGAAGAUCCAUGGAAACUUGCGCCGACUGGAACUGUUGGUGAGCUUAUUGUGCAGGGUCCCACGUUGUUGCGCGAGUAUCUGGGCGACGCCGAGAAGAGCAAGGCUGCAAUCCUGGAAGGUCGACCUGACUGGGCAAUGUAUCCUGAUACGCAGCACUGGACUCGCUUUUACAAGUCCGGGGAUCUUUGUUCUUACAACCCUGACGGCACUAUCAGGUUCUACUCGCGAAAGGAUACGCAAGUUAAAAUUCGCGGCCUUCGUGUGGAGUUGGGUGAAGUUGAAUAUCGCAUCAAGGAGACCUUCCCCGAAGCCCAUCAAGUCGUGGUUGAUGUCUUCAAGUCUGGCUCAGUCUCAAACCUGGUUGCUUACUUUUGCUUCGGCGAUGCCACUGUCGACGUCUCGAGUAAUUCUCUCGAUGAUAUCUUCAUGGUCUUGGGAGAAGAAACACAGCAGCGUCUCGCAACCAUGGUUGGCGAACUCAAGGUUCUGCUUCCAGAAUACAUGGUUCCCGCCCUCUUCAUUCAAUGCAAGCAUAUGCCAACUGCCACGUCUGGCAAGCUGGAUCGAAAGACGUUGCGAGGACUUACAUCAAGCCUUACGAAGGACCAGCUGGCCGCCUAUUCACUGGUGAAUAGCAAAAAGACCAUGCCGCAAACCCCUAUGGAGGGCAAGCUACAGGCCAUCUGGGCUGAUGUCUUGGGUAUUCCUAUGGAAACGAUUGGUCGUGACGACAGCUUCCUGAGUAUUGGCGGUGAUUCCAUUGCGGCUAUCCGGCUCGUUGCUGCUGCUCGUGACCAAGGAGUCGCGCUCACAGUCAGUCAGAUUUUCGAAGACGGUCGACUGUUGUCUAUUGCAUCGAAAGCUUCUUUCAUCAGUGAUGGAAGCUCUCAAGCUUUUACCCCCAUCGAACCAUUUGCUCUUCUUGAUGAACCACAGCGCGAUAUGAUCACCGAAAGCGCUGAAGAGUUCGGCCUCGAACUUUCUCGAGACAUGGCGGUUGAAGAUUGCUAUCCGUGUUCCAAGAUGCAAGAAGGUUUGAUGGCAUUGGCUGUUAAGCAGCCUGGAUCAUACAUUGCCAAGUACAACUAUCGCAUCCCGUCUCAUGUGGAUGUUAGCCUUCUGAAGGCAGCAUGGGAACAGAUUGUCAAUAGUUUCCCUAACCUGCGUACCAGAAUCAUCCGACUGGGUGCUAUCUCCCUCCAGGUCGUUGUGAAGGGAGAUACUGUCUGGGAUUCCACAGAACGAAUGACCCUUCGGAGCUAUUUGCAGCAGACCCGAACCAUGGAAAUGGGUUACGGCUCACGGCUCUGCCGAUCUGCCAUCUUCAAGGACGGUGACGAAGUCUAUUUCUCUUUCAACCUUCAUCACGCCGUCUAUGAUGGCUGGACAUUGUCUAUCAUCUUGGAGGAAUUCCACCGAGCCUACAAGGGUCUCGAGCCUGCCACCACGGUUCCUUACUCACACUUCAUCAAGUACACAAUGGAACUCGAUCACGAGGCCGCCGGCGAUUUCUGGGCAAGGCAGCUUGAGAACGCUCGAAAGGCGACAUUCCCCUCCGUUCCAAUUACGUCUACAAGCAAGCCCGAAGCUUCGCGUACAAUGACAGCGGAACUUGAACUUUCCAAGAGCAACACCACCAUCACAACAGCUACAAUUGUGCGUGCCGCUUGGGCACUAGUCCUUGCUCGCUAUUGCGAUAGCACCGACGUUUGCUUUGGCGCGACGGUUUCAGGGCGCCAAGCAUCGCUCCCAGGCUUGACACAAAUGCCUGGGCCAGUGAUUGCAACUAUACCCGUCCGGAUCCAUCUUGACCAUGAUCAACCGACGACAAAGUUCCUGGAGGAAGUCCAAACACGAGCAAGCGACGCGAUUCCUUUCGAACAAUUUGGCCUGCAGAGUAUUCGCAAGCUCAAUCCAGACGCCGACGAAGCUUGUGACUUUACCAGCCUAUUGGUUAUUCAACCUCUAAAGAUGCUUUCACAUCUGGAAAACACUGGCGAAGAUGCUCUUCUGGUUGGUGUCGAGGACACAGAUGACAGCGCAGAUGGAAUGCAGAACUAUUUCUCAUAUCCGCUUGUCCUCCAAGCCCAUCUGAGCGACGACUUCAUGAGAAUCGUCCUGAUCUACAACCCUCACUGCAUUGCGGAGCAGCAAAUCGUCGCAUUGUCCGAGCAGCUGAAGCAUGUGAUUGCCCAGUUGGCUGAGUCAAAGCCCAGCCAGAUGCUACGUGAUGUCUCUCUCGUCUCCCAGUGGGAUAUCGAACAAUCACGCAAGUUCAAUGUGGACACCCCCGAGAUCGUUGAUUCCUGUUUCCACACCCUUGUUGAAGAUCAGGCUGCUCAACGUCCUGAUGCCAUGGCCAUCCGCUCUUGGGACGGUGACUUCAGUUAUGCCCAGCUGAACCAGGCGGCUAACCGACUUGCAAAUUACCUGGUACAAACACACGAGAUCAAGACAAACGACUUGAUACACGUAUGCUUUGAGAAGUCAGUCUGGCAUUUUGUAUCUAUCCUGGCUAUCAACAAAACUGGCGCGGCCUGGGUUCCCUUGGACCCAUCACACCCCCUACAGCGUCUUCAACAAGUCGUCAGUCAAACGCGGGCUAAGUUUGCACUCUGCUCGCCAGACAAUAGCGAUCUUUGCUCCACCCUCGUCGAGUCCGCGAUCCAGAUUACGCCUGAAUUCGACAAGCAGCUUCAGAAACAGGUCAACAGCCGACAGGGCCCUACAGAGAGAGCCUCUUCAGGCGAUAUUGCCUACGUCCUCUUUACCUCUGGCAGUACCGGCACGCCAAAGGGCCUCGUAAUGCAACAUGGGUCCGUGUGUACAAGCCAGAAGGCGAUUGCCAAGAGGCUCAGACUUGGACCGGAAGUGCGUAUGCUACAGUUUGCAGCCUUCGUUUUCGACUUGUCGAUUGGAGAAAUUGUGGCUCCCCUUAUCACAGGCGCCUGUCUAUGCAUUCCAUCCGAGCAUGCUAGGAUGAAUGAUUUGUCCAAGUUUAUGCAGGACAUGAACGUCAACUGGGCUUUCUUGACGCCUUCGUUUGUGCGGACCCUAAACCCGGACGAUGUCCCUGGGCUGGAAGUCCUACUGCUUGCAGGCGAGGCAGUUCCUCGCGAUGUGUUGACAGCCUGGUUCGGAAAGGUUCGUCGUCUCAUCAACGGCUGGGGACCUGCUGAGACUUGUGUCUUCAGUACUCUACAUGAGUGGAAGUCAGUUGACGAGUCGCCUCUCACUGUGGGACGCCCUGUCGGCGGCUUUUGCUGGAUUGUCGAUCCCGAUUCUGGGUUUCUUGCCCCUAUUGGCACGGUUGGGGAAGUCGUUAUUCAAGGCCCGACUCUGUUGCAGGAAUAUCUCGCAGACCCGGAACGCACCAAUACCAGCAUUCUGCCCGCUGCCGAGUGGGCUCCCCGUCCAGACGAAUCACACUGGAACAGAUUCUACAAGUCAGGCGAUCUAUGUCGGUAUAAUGCCGACGGAACAAUCGAGUUUUCAACGCGCAAGGAUACGCAGAUCAAGAUUCGAGGAUUGCGUGUUGAAUUGAGUGAAAUCGAAUACAAUAUCCAACAAUCACUGAUCGGUGUGCGUCAAGUGGCUGUUGACGUCGUCAGGGGCGACAACGGCUCCAGUCUUGUUGCCUACAUUUGCUUCACAGACGAAACGAAGACAGCCGGCGUCAAGACCGAUGCUUCGGAGACUCUAUUCUUAUCCACCGACGAGAGCUUACAGAACCAGCUGAUUGCCCUUGUUGGGGAAUUGGGUAUUGCCCUUCCCCGAUACAUGAUCCCGACCUUGUUCAUCCCAUGUGCCUUCAUGCCGUUCAUUGCUUCGACCAAGCUGGAUAGAAAGCUUCUGCAGACGCACCUCUCGACUCUCGAUAGGGAUCAGCUAGCGAUGUAUUCGUUGUUACACAGCGAAAAACGGCAGCCAGAGACCGAAAUGGAGCAGCGCCUGCAGUUGAUCUGGGCUGAGAUCAUGAACUUGCCAAUGGAGUCCAUCGGCAGAGAUGACACCUUCUUCCAGCUGGGAGGCGAUUCGAUAAUGGCUAUAUACCUUGUCUCAACAGCAAAGGAAGAGGGCAUUACUCUGACUGUACAGGAUGUGUUUGAUGAUCCCAGACUACUGGCUGUAGCCGCAAAGGCUGUUCUGAGUCAAGAUGGUAUGGAGCCAGCAGACUCUCCUCCAGAGCCAUUCAGUCUGUUGCCUGAAGCACAGAAGCGCCUUGUACUCGGGGAGGACGCCCGAAAAUUGUGCGGCCUGGCGAAGGACCGAACCAUCACGGAUGCGUAUCCAUGCAGUUCUCUGCAAGAAGGCCUCAUAGCCCUUACCGCCAAGCAGCCAGGGUCCUAUGUUGCUACCUAUGCCCAUCAUCUCUCCAGCUUUGUGGACAUACCCAUGUUCAGGGCUGCGUGGGACUCGGUGGUUGAUAUUUGUGACAAUCUUCGAACCCGGAUUGUCGUCUUGGAUGGCGUCAUGACGCAGAUAGUCCUUGAUCGUGACAGUCAAUGGGUGCCUGCCGACAAUGAAACCCUCGAGUCAAUGACUGGAUCGUCGCGCAAUCUGAAGAUGGGUUACGGAACUCCUCUCUGCUGGUACUCUAUCGUGUCUGAGAAGGGUGAAAACUAUUUUGUGUGGUCAGCCCACCACUCCAUUUACGAUGGUUGGACCAUGAAAGUCAUGUUCACAGCGCUGUUCUCAGCUUACCAGGGCAUGUACGCACCCGAAGUCCGACCUUUCUCCUCUUUCAUCAAAUCCGUGAAAGAGCUCGAUAAUGACAAGGUCGCAUCGUACUGGACACAAGAACUGGCUGGUGCAAAGCGCGCUUCGUUCCCAUCUCGCCGAACUGCCCCAGGCAUCAUGGAAAGCAAGCGGUUCAGCUCAACAAUUCCAUUCUCCAGAUCCAUGAAGACUUCUAUCACGCAAGCGUCGAUUCUUCGAGCCGCGUGGGCUAUUGUCCUUGCCCGAUACUGCGACAGUAGCGAGGCAGUGUUCGGAGCGACGGUUUCAGGCCGUCAAGCCCCGAUUCCAGGAGCUGAGAUGAUAUCUGGCCCAAUGAUUGCCACCGUCCCCAUCAGAGCCCGGCUAGACAAUCAGGCGCCUAUAUCAAGAUUUGUCCAAGACAUUCAGAGCCUGAGCACAUCCAUGAUCCCGUACGAGCAAUAUGGCUUGCAGAAUAUUGCCAAGGUCAGCGCUGAAGCGAGGGAGGUUUGCGAUUUCUCGAGUCUCUUAGUUGUCCAGCCCCCUGCACAUGGAGCUGGAGACGAUCAUGGCGAGAGUAUCUUCGUUGUUGACGCGUCCGCAAGCGAUCUCACGAUGGACUCCAUGGACGGCUACUUCAACUAUCCCCUCGUGAUCAUCAGCAGUCUCUAUCCUGAAGAGUUCAGACUGAACUUUUUCUACGAUUCUACAGUGCUGUCGGAAGCUCGGGUCAUUGCUCUGUCAUCGCAUUUGAACCACGUCAUUCAACAACUCGUGGCGAAGGAAGCAGUGAAUGCGCCUCUGAGCUCAGUCUCACUUCUCAGCCCCUGGGACCUCCAACAAGCAGUCGAGUCCAGCCGUUUGGAGCCUUCUAGCAACACUUGUACCCACUGGGCCAUUCAAGAAAACAUCCAGUCUCGACCAGAUGAUGUUGCCAUUGCGUCGUGGGAUGCAGAACUCACCUACUCCCAGGUAGGAACAUUUGCUUCGCGCUUGGCAAUCGAGUUACAGGAACGCGGAGUUGGUCCUGAAACCCUGGUUCUUCUGUGCUUCCCCAAGUCAGCUUGGGCCGUUAUUGCCAUGGUGGCCAUCGAAAUGGCCGGCGGCGCUUUUGUCCCUCUUGACCCUGCCGCUCCGGCAGCCAGACUGAAGGGCAUCAUUGAAGACACGCAUGCCACUCUCGCUAUGUCUAGCCCGACUAGUGGCAAAGUGCUCGAGGGCCUUGGCGUCGAUGUCUUCUUUGUUGAUGAGGAGAUGCUUUCGGGGCUCCCUAGCCCAACGAAACCAGUGAUUUCCAAUGUACGACCCGAUAAUGCGAGCGUGAUCCUGUUUACCUCUGGCUCGACAGGCAAACCAAAGGGCAUGGUCAUCGAACACAGAAACCUGGUCUCGUCCAGCGACGCAUACGGCAAUCUCCUUGGCAUUGGACCGGGUACACGAGUCUUCCAAUUUUCGGCCUACACCUUCGAUGUCGGCAUCCUCGACUGUCUCGUGUCUUUGAUGCGCGGAGCCUGUCUCUGCAUCCCAUCUGACCACGACAGGAUGAACGACCUAGCGGGUGCCAUGCGGUCUUCAAAGGCCAACUGGGUCUUCCUGACUCCUACAGUUGCCGACCUCUUAUCUCCUACUGAUAUCCCUGAUAUGAAAGUGGUGUGCCUUGGUGGUGAGGCCAUUAGCAAGAAGUGCGCGGAUCGCUGGGUGCAUCACGUCGACCUACAUGGUCUGUAUGGACCGGCGGAGGCAUCCAUCUGCGCGUGGAAUCCCACCGUUGGCAAAUUGGGUCGAUCGACUAACCUUGGAAGGCCUAUUUCCAGUGCCUUCUGGGUCGUUGAACCAGGCAAUCUUCGGCAGCUUGUGCCUGUGGGGUGUGUUGGCGAGCUUCUUAUCGAGGGUCCUAUGCUUGCCCGCGGCUACUUGAACGUAAGCCCUGAAGUUGCCGCCAGUUGGAUGGAAGACGUGGAUUGGCUUCCAGGAGGAAGAAAGAGAGUGUAUCGCACAGGCGAUUUGGUCCGCCGCAACGCCGACGGCACGUUCGACUACAUGGGCCGCAAGGAUACUCAAGUCAAGCUACACGGCCAGCGUGUCGAGCUCGGUGAGAUUGAGUCGCGCAUCCAUGAGCUACUGCCUGACAACAUGGCCGUCAUCGUCGACAUCCUCAAGGCAGAUGAUGAGAAUGCCCACGACAUCCUUCUGGCAUUCCUGUGGUAUACCGACGACGAGAUGACGUCUCGGUCAGAGGCUCUUCAGUUGAUGCACACAGUUUCAGAACAGGCUCAAAGCGUCAUCUCUCGUCUUGAUUUGGCCUUGGAAGAAAGUUUACCUUCGUACAUGAUUCCUUCUUCAUACUUGAUCUUCGAAGGCAAACCAGAACAGACAACCUCAGGCAAGGUGAAUCGCCGCUCAUUCGUGGAGCUUGGUCGAAGUGUCUCUGUUCAAGACCGCCUACGCUUUACACCGAGCGCCAGUGACUACGUAUCGCCUACAACUCCCAUGGAGCUAGAGCUGCAGAGCCUUUGGGCCCAAGUUCUCAAAAUCAGCGAUGUAUCAGCCAUUGGCAAGCACGACAGCUUCCUCCAUCUCGGCGGAGAUUCAAUCAGUGCCAUUGAGCUGGUCUCCUUCGCCCAGCGACAGAACAUUGGCCUCACGGUGGCAAUGAUAUUCAACUACCCGCGUCUCUCGGCGAUGGCAGAGGCCAUCCAGCUCGACGCUUCUCCGUCAUCCACGGCUCACGAAGUCGAACGGUUCGGCCUCAUACCGACCAGUGAUAAACAGAGCGCUCUGAGGGCUGUGCAGACGCAGUGUAAACUUUCAGACUUGGCCGAGAUAGAAGAUAUCUACCCUUGCACAGACCUUCAGACAGGAUUGAUGGCCUUGACCAUCAGCCAGCCAGGAUCCUAUAUCGCAAAACACGUCUAUCGUCUUGCACCACAUGUGGAUAUUGACCGCUUCAAACUGGCCUGGGAGCAAACUAUUCGAUACUGCAGCAACCUUCGCACACGGAUCGUCCUCUCGGGAAGCACUGCAGUCCAGGCUGUGAUUCAAGAGCCAGUUCACUGGCCUUCCACUUACACCGAUCUGCGUUCAUUCCUCCUAUCCAAAGAGAACUGCACCAUGACUUACGGGUCGCCGCUGUGUCGAUUUGCAAUCAUCAAGCAGGGCAGCGAUCAAUACUUUGCAGUCAACAUCCAUCACACCAUCUUCGAUGGAUGGACGUUGUCCAUUGUGCUACGAACGUUGCUCGCCAUGUACUCCCAGACAGAGCCGCCAUCGAUUCUCCCGUAUACCAGCUUCGUCAAGUACAUCAUGGAGCUCGACCAGGAGAAUUCCCGCGACUACUGGUCUACCCAACUUCGUGGCGUCAAACGCGGCACGUUCCCUGUGGUGGCUACACAAAACAAGCCGUCAUCUACCACACAAAAGAUUGCCGGCAUGCUAGACAAGACAGUCCACCUGCAGCGGCCGUCGGGCUCCUCCAUUACCAGAGCUACUAUCAUUCGCACUGCUUGGGCGAUCUUGCUGGCGCAGUACGAACAUGACGAUGACAUUUGCUUCGGCACGACCGUGUCUGGGCGACAAGCUGCCGUGCAGGGCAUUGACGAAAUGCCUGGUCUCGCUCUUGCUACGGUUCCUAUACGCGUUCAGCUUGACAAGCGGCAAAAGAUUUCCGCCCUUCUUCAGUCAAUGCAAGAUCAAGCCUUUGAGAUGGUCGCCCACGAGCAGUACGGGCUGGCGAACAUCUCAAGAAUCAGCACUGACGCCAAGGAGGCGUGCAACUUUACCAACCUCCUCAUCGUUCAGCCGGCUCAGCAGUUCACUCCAACUGACAGCGGGACUGAAUCCACCGUAUUUUAUCCCGUGGCUGCGGAAGGCUUCGCUGAAGGUGAGCUCCUUGGAGACUACUUCAGCUAUCCGCUUGUCGUGCAGUGUCAGCUGCUCGAAAACGAUGUCCAGCUGAGUAUCAUCUACCAAACUGAUCUCGUCAACCAUUCUCAAGUGAACGCGCUGGCCGAGCAGUUCUCCUACGUUCUGGAGCAGCUCCAGAAGAAUGGUGACAAGACACUGUCAGAACUCUCCCCUGCGAGCCCCUGGGAUACUGAGCAGGCAACCAAGUGGAACAGCUUCGACAUUGCACCGAUAGAAGCCUGCGUCCAUGACUUGUUCUCCAGGCAGGUUGCAAAGAUACCGCAUAAAGAGGCUCUGUAUUCAACGGCCGGCAGCAUGACAUAUGCAGAAGUCGAUCAGUUAUCGGACGAGCUAGCUUUGCAUCUCAUCCAACUGGGCGUCAAAUCGGAAGCCAUCGUACCCUUUUGCUAUGAGAAAUCCGUGUGGUCCAUCAUUGUCAUGAUGGGCAUCAUCAAGGCUGGCGGUGUCUUCCUACCGCUAGACCCGAGCCAUCCGCUCAGUCGACGACAAGCCUUGAUCGACGAAACAAGUGCCCAGUACAUGAUCGUAUCCCCUAGUACAGCCAAAGAGUGUGCGGGCAUGACCAGAAACAACAUUGAGCUUUCGUCGGCCUUUUUCUCAAGACCAAAUGGUCGGGCCUCCGCCUCACGGAAACUCAAGGCUGCCAGGUCCAGUCCCAGCAAAGCCAUGUACAUCCUGUUUACCUCUGGUUCGACCGGAAAACCCAAGGGUGUCAUUAUCGAACACAGGGCCAUAUCCAGCUUCCUCGUCAGGCUGUGCAAAGUUAUCCAUGUUACUAGGGAUUCGAGGACCUUCCAAUUCUCUAGCUAUGUGUUUGAUGCGUCAAUCCUCGAAAUCUUCGCCACCUUGAUAUCAGGAGGCACUGUGUGCGUUCCCACCGACGCGGAGCGCAUCCAGCAUGCGGCAAGCUUCAUGGGGCAAGCCCACGUCAACACUGCCCUUCUGACUCCGACAUUCGCGAAGACACUUGAUCCACAGACGGUACCCUCGCUGAAGACACUGAUACUUGGUGGUGAAGCUCCAUCCAGGGACAUUGUGGACUCGUGGCGUCAGAACGUCAGCCUUUGGAACGCAUACGGACCUACUGAGACCUGCGUCGCGUCCUGCCUCCAACGAUACACUGACGAUGCCACAUCAGCCACUACCAUUGGUCGUGGGUUUGCUCAUCAUUGUUGGGUUGUCAACCCAGAGAACCACGAUGAACUUACUCCCAUUGGGUGCGUUGGCGAGCUUCUGGUACAAGGAGAUGCCUUGUCUCGUGGCUACAUUAACGAUGAAGAAAAGACAAACAACGCAUUCAUAAGUAACGUCAAGUGGCUUCCUGAUACCGUUGACGUUGGAAGACGACGGUUCUACAAGACUGGCGAUCUAGUCCGAUAUAACCCGGAUGGAAGCCUUCAUUACCUCGGCCGCAAGGAUACGCAGGUCAAGAUUCGAGGCCAACGUAUUGAGUUGGGUGAGAUUGAGUAUCAAAUUAAGCUCCAAUCACAUGAUGUCGAACAUGCGGUUGUCGACAAGAUCCGUCAUGACACCCAUGAGUCCCUCGUCGCCUUUGUUAGCUUCUCCAGCGACACGAGCCCCAGCGAUGCGUCAAACAUACGGGUAUUGAAUCAUAGCAGCAAGCUGCAGGAGCUCUUCUCCCAGCUGGCUUCAGACCUCUCUACUGUCUUGCCGAGUCAUAUGGUUCCCCAGUAUUUCAUUGCCGUCGAGUCCAUGCCGCUCAACACCUCCGGAAAGCUUGACAGAAAAGCACUCCUGCAGACGGCGGCAGGUCUCUCUUCGGAAGACCUGGCAGUUCAUUUGGCCGGCCAGCGUCUACCUUUCCGCGACGUCUCAACAGACCUCGAACACUGGCUCCGAGCAGAGUGGGCAGAUGUCCUCGAACUACCCAGAGAAAGCAUCAGCGUGGACGACAACUUUUACCAGCUGGGCGGCGACUCCAUUCGCAUCGUCAACGUCUCGAGGCUUGUCCUUGACAAGUUUGGAGUGUCCCUCGGGAGCACCCUGUUGAACAGCAAGCACACGACAAUCAGCAACAUGGCCAAAUUCAUCUCCCAGAGCGCGGAGAACGGGGCUGCAGAGGCAGAUCACCCAGAUGCGCAAGUCGACCUCAUGGCCAAGGUUAACGAGAUUGCCAACUCGCCCUGGAUGCAGCACCCGCGAGCCCUCCUUGAGAAUCCCACAACUACACUGCCUGACCAAGCCACGGUCUUCCUGACCGGAGCUACUGGUUUCCUCGGCACCGAGAUUCUCAGACGGUUGGUUGAAAAUCCAGCAAUCAGGUCGAUAGCUGUCCAUGUCCGCUCGAAAACACUAGCACAGGGGAUGGAUCGAAUCAGAGAGACGGCCAAGAUUGCAGGCUGGUGGCGUGAUGAAGAUGAAGCGAAGCUGGAAAUCUGGCUCGGCGACCUCUCCAAGACGCGUCUCGGUCUUACAGAAGCACAAUGGCAGCGCCUCUCUGGAGUGUCAGAAUCAGAAGCCAACAUCGAUGCCAUCAUUCACAACGGAGCAUCUGUCAACUGGAACGCCAACUAUGAGACGCUGAGCGCUCCCAACGUCAACUCAACUGUCGACCUGCUCAUGGCAACGGCCACAUCGCCGUGCCAGCCCAAGUUUGUCUUUGUGUCGGGCGGUGCCUUUACGGAUCCAGCAGAGAACCCAGCCGUUUCCGCAGCGCUUCUCAGUGGUUCCAAUGGCUACUCUCAGUCCAAGUUUGUCUGUGAAGCUGUUAUCACGAAGAUGGCCAACAGCCUCCCCAGCACACAGAACCGCGUGUCGACAGUCAAGCCCGGUCGUAUCAUCGGAAGGGCCGAGAAUGGCGUUUCCAACGUCGACGACUUUGUCUGGCGUGUCGUCUCUACGGCGGCAUCGAUCCAGGCCUACCCCGAGGAAGCAUCUGAUCACUGGAUGGUCAUGCAAGACGUGGGCGUAGUCGCAUCGAACGUCCUCGGUCCACUCUUUGCCGAUUCCAUCAAGCCAUUCAACCUACUGGCAAGAGGAAUGACAAUGUCCGACUUCUGGGACCGUGUCAAUGCCGAGCUGGACGCCCCGUGCAAGCCGGUUACCUGGCAAGAAUGGACUGAACGCGCCCUGGCCUCGAUGAAUACGGUUGGCAACACGCAUCCCCUGUGGCCGGUGCAGCACUUCCUCGGUCAGCUCGGUCUGCCGCGAGACUUUGCAACGCUGGCCAAUGCGGGAACGCAUGUGUGCGAGCAGUCCCAGAAGGCUGUCCACAGCAACGUGCGUUAUAUGAAGAAGAUUGGCUUUAUCCAGUCUUCGGAGGAAGGAUUUGGCAAUGUACAGCGGGAUGGCACGAUUCGACGCGUGCAUACGCUUGCAGGAUGAACGGGGACUUUUGAUACUCUUUUCUUUUUUUCUCGUGCUUUUUCUCCUUUGUCUCGGUUUACUCGUAUUAUUUGUUCUGUUCGGUUUCUUCUUCAUUCUAGUCUAUUUGACUGGCUUCUUACAUGUUUUGCUUUCCUUAUUCUGUUCCUAGUUAGUUUAGAGUCUCAUGGGCAGCAACUAGAUUAGAUUGAUAAGACACAAGUUGCCCCAUCG
Molecule: messenger RNA, 49818 nt
Organism: Trichoderma reesei QM6a
Lineage: Eukaryota; Fungi; Ascomycota; Sordariomycetes; Hypocreales; Hypocreaceae
Product: non-ribosomal peptide synthetase
Exons: 9
Coding region: 1-49605 (16534 amino acids)
Biological process (GO): amino acid activation for nonribosomal peptide biosynthetic process; secondary metabolite biosynthetic process
Cellular component (GO): cytoplasm
Molecular function (GO): phosphopantetheine binding; acyltransferase activity
Source: RefSeq, a predicted model, not a curated record